Messenger RNA from Pelobates cultripes (western spadefoot toad), 63917 nucleotides. The record is from the annotation of a GenBank genome assembly. Lineage: Eukaryota; Metazoa; Chordata; Amphibia; Anura; Pelobatidae.
CUGCAAUGAUUUACAACCCUGAUCCUAGCAACGCUUUUCCCUUAAUCUGUGUUCACUCUGACUUAUAGCAAACUUCAUUCUACAAAGCACACCUUCAUACUGCUUACAGGUAAGAUCAUGUCAAAACUGAAAAAAAGAAAGAGAAAAUAUAGUUGACUGGCAUGUGCUCUGAGUUCUGCAUGUUUUAUGUUAUCUACUAUUUUUACUAUAUUUAUUUUUAGAGAUCUUAGUGUGCGGUGGUUUUAGUGGGAUAAUUGUGGGACAAAAAACAGUAGUCAUGGGUUUCUUCAGCAGUGUGUAAACUUUUUAACCUUGAUUGUUUAUGGCUGAAAAAGAAGACUGAAGAAAGAACAUGAACAUGUAAGAAAGAAGACAAAGAUGAAAGAAAGAAUAUGAUAGAAUAUCUUCAAACUGUUAAGACUUACAGGUAGCUAUAAAAAAAAUUGUUUACAGGUACUUUUAUUAACAUUAUUACAUACCAUCCCUUACCUAACAGAUGGGAAGGAAUCUGAGUGAGAGUGGGAGACCGCUAGCCAUAGGUGUUGGGCUUGGUAUGAAAACAUAUAGGCAGUAACUCAUUACAUUGUUACAUUACAUUACAGUGUUAAAUACAUAUUUUGCACUGGGAAUUAUAUGCAGCCAUGGUGGUGUUAAAUGAGAACUGUCUGUUUAGGAAUAGGAUUCUUUAAGUCCAGAUUGUGCUGGGAGCAUAGUCAAUAAGGGGUUAAGGAGACAGUCUUAGUUUCCCCUCUUUGUGUAACGCAUUAUGCAUUACCUUAGCAAUUUGUCCAUCAUUCAGUCGGUCGAUUUUCUGGUCCCUGUGCUGAUGAUCUGGUUUCUGCUCUUGGGUUUAUGUUUUGGAUUUGCCAUAUUGCUGACCAUGAUACCUGAGUUAGACUGAUUUGGCCUCUUUCCCACUAGGGUGCCUGUUUGAUUUCUCUCUACUGAGAAAGAUCACAUUGGUGAUAGAAUAAUGUGAGCUGUAGUCUGACAAAAGCAGUGCACGUGUUUGUGUGGUGGUUAAUGCACUGUUUGACAACUUUAGUUCAGGGAAUAAGGCCAUAGAUGUUUUCUUCCACCUUCUUGUGUAGGUCAGUCCUUUUAGUUGCCGAGUCUGGAAAGCAUUUCUUAAAAUUGAAAACAUAAAAUGGAAUUGUUCUAAUUGUGCUAAAAAUAAUAAUUUGAAUUGCAAUGUUUGACAACAUUUCCAAAAGGAAAUGUUUUUUUUUAAUGUUAAUAAUUUCCAUGGAUUAUCAUUUCCCCCCAGAAUUUUACUGUUUUACCUGCAGUGUUCCCAGCCUAGAACCGUCCAUGGAACGUAAAAUUGAGAGACAGUUUGUGGAGGAUCGUGCCACUGUACUAGAAGUGCUCCCUGUCUCCUGGGAUGUAAAAUGGCCUGGUCCAUAUUACCGUGUUACAUUGAAAAUGUCACGUCUCAAGGAUCUCAAUUUUGGAUUCAAAUUUGGGUCUGGGAAUCCCAGGUGGGUUUUAGAGCUAAGUCAGAGAAAGCCACGUCAGAUAGCUAAAUUAUAUGGUUAUGUGUUUAAACCAUUUAAAGUUAUAUAUAUUUAUUCUAUUAUGUGGACAGUGCUUAUAAAAUGUACUCAUUCACUUCACUUUCUUCCAUCAAGCUAAGAAUAUGUUCUAAGCCCCAAUUCCUUAAUAAUACAAUAUUUGCAGAUUUUUACUCUUAGUAGCAAUUACAGUUACGAUGAUUUAUAUAGCACCAACAUAUUCUGCAGUGCUUUACAUUAGAUAAACCAACUAAUAAUACAAAAGGCAGGGUGCGCAAUAAUUACCACCAACACACAGUGAGAUUUUCUUAUUUACAGGAAAUUCCUGAUGAUAAACCUCUGAUUAAUCUGUAAAGCAAAAAAAAACUCACCUAGUAUAAUACUGUUUUAUCUCAUAAUAAUUAAUCACAGAGGUAAUGGGUCACUCACAAUCUCCAGAACCACAUAUAGCAGGCUCUGGCUAUGUUGGCUUGAAACAGUAAAAGUGCUUCCUUGUUAAUUUACAAUUCUGGAAUUCCUUCCUCCACAGAAUCAAUAUAAUAAUGAAUAAUAAUGAAUAAAAUACUAUAAACUCAAUUGUAAAAAUAAAAGCAGAAUAAAACAUAGGAAAUAGCAGCAAGCAGCAAAAAACCUUACGCUCUUCUUCUGUCUGUCCGUUUAUAAAGGAUUCUAUCCGGAACUAAAAUUUGGCGCCAUUAUUCCGAUAUUCCCCAUUUACUUCCGGAUUGUGUCCAUGUUUUAGGUACUAUAACCCUUCACAUUGCGUAAUUACGCAUGCGCAAGGACACCACAGCACCGUUGUGUCUCACAUCAUUAAGGCAUUGUAGAUCUGGAUAAGUCUCACACAGUUCAUAAAACCACAGAUUAUAUGGCUGAAGUAAACUAAGCCAGCACUCUCAUCUUUUUUUAUUGUAAAGCACAUAAACAAACACAUAGCAACAUAACUCAAUACAUAUUUAUAUAAGGAAAAAAAUAUAUAAAAACCUCAAACAGCACACUAUUGUAACAUAUUAUAGUUAUAAAAUUGACUCAAUUAUCUCCCAGACACAGAGGCACCAGGGUGGGCCUACUUAUUUGAAUAAGGACACCAUGCUGUGGGUCUAUGAGUAAAAGACUGUUCUAUGACAAUAAAAAACAGUUGUACUCCCAGAACUGUGUGUCGUCUAGUUCCUGGGGGGAAAGAGCUAUAACACUAACCAGAGCUUCCUCUAACUACGAGGGGAAACAGCGGAGAUACUCAGCCGCAGUACAAUGUACAUAGUAUAAGUUAGCAGGGCUUAUCCAUGAACUCAACUCUGUAAAAAUAUUGUACCCAUCUGAUUUGUUUAUUGGCUAAAUAAUCAACUGAAAAGGCUAAAUUCCAAGUGAAUGCACAGUUAUUAAAAGUAAUUAAAGACUGAUAUAUCUUUUCUAUAUAUUUCUAUAUUCUUCUUUAACUCUCAUUAUUUGUUACAGCAGAGAGCAGUUCCCAGUUACAGACUUUCCAGAGAGGUGAGAACAAUGAGAAUACUGUUUUACUGAUUUAUGUUUUUUACCUUAUGCCUGGUCUCACAAUGAGUAGCAUUUAUGCCAGUAAAAGUAAUUUUUCGAGUCAGCAAAAUCAAGACUCUGGAAUGAACCAUUUGCUAACUAGUAUCACAGCAAAGUUACACAAGUUAGUGUAUAUCAAUGUUGGCAUAACUUUGCUGCAACCCUAAAAACAAACAAACAAAAAAACUCUUGACUGAGUAUGUCGCAUUGUGUAUGUACACAGUACAUUAUAUAAGAUUAUAUAGAAUAUUUAUUAGUACAAAGAAUAUGUUUUCAUUAUUAUUACAAUUACUCAUUGGAAGUUAAUGGGUUACUCCAAGCAUCAUAACCACUACAGCCCGCUUUAGUGGUUAUGAUAUCAAGAGUACCAUACUUGGUCCUUGGUAAUUGGGGAAACCAUUUAGUAACAGAUAGUCCUCUAGCCUGGCUCCGAGACUCCUUUCCUGCUGUGUGACGCAUGAGUCUGAGCUCUGCAGAAGCCAAUUCAGUCAGGAUUCAUUGGCGUAAGCUGACCUCUCUCAGCCAAUUAAUGGCACACUAUGCACUAUGCACACUUUGCACAAAAUUUACAUUAGCAGGGUGAAACACUUGUUCCAGGCUGGCUAAUGAUGCCCUAAUGGUGGACUUACACCUCCUGCAGCAGAUAGGUUAAACUCCAUGUGUGAAAAACUGCACAUACAAACUCCAGGCACCAUGACUAUUUCAAAUCACUUAAGUGGUCAUGGUGCUAGGAGUAACAGUUUUAUUAAAGGGAAACCAUCACUUCUCUGGAAAUUACACCAUUGACUAAAACACAAAAAAAUCACCCAUACCGUGUGAUUUUGUUUCCACAUAAUGAUGUGAUUUAAUUUACUUAUGAGAUCUGUCCAGAAAAAGUCCAGCCAUUGUAAAUAUAACUAGAAUAGUUUGUGCAACAUAGAUGUAACCUGGCAGCCAAGGAUAGUGGACUGGACUUCACUGUACUUGUCAAUAGGUGAGCUAGACGCCAUUGAGUGAGCAUGUGUCCUGUGUGGCUAUCGCAUUCAAAAUGACUGAGCGACUAGACUAGAGCAAUGAAUCUGCAUCAAAUUUUGCAUUAAACUUGAACAUUCCUCCACGGGAACUAUGCAGAUGAUUUAGAAGGCUUUCGGGGACGAUACAAUGAGUGCAGUACAAAUAGAAGUGUGGCACAAGCGCUUCAAAGAUGGUCAAAAAUCUGUUAAAGAUUUGGUGCCCUGCGACUUCUGGCUUUUCCUAAAACUAAAAUCAUGUUUGAAAGGGAAGAGAUUUCAGACCGGCAAUGAAAUUCAGGUAAAUACGAUGAAGCAGCUGAUGGCGAUUUCAAAAAAGGAUUUUUCUGAGUGUUUUGGACAGUGGAAGAGACGCUGGGAGAACUGUGUGAGGUCCCAAGGUGCCUACUUAACCCCUUAAGGACCAAACUUCUGGAAUAAAAGGGAAUCAUGACAUGUCACACAUGUCAUGUGUCCUUAAGGGGUUAAGGACACAUGACGUGUGACAUGUCAUGGUUCCCUUUUAUUCCAGAAGUUUGGUCCUUAAGGGAUGAAAGGGGACUGAGGCAUUAUUGUCCUAAAAUUUAGAGUCAAAAUAGCCAAACUGGAAAAAUUCUCUAAGUCAGCGGUACUGUCAGUUCAGCUACUCCUUAUUGCUUUACAUUUAAAAUUGACUGUGAAAUCUCACUUUAAUGAAUACCUCUGUUAGCAAAUUACAUAAAAAUCCAGUUCAGUCCAGGCACAGGCAUAGGACAUAAGGAGCAGAAAUAGCAUUUUUCAUUUCGUUUUUUCCUUGUAUGCUUUUUGCAUGCGGAUUGUAAAGUACAACGUUUAUGGCAAUGAUUGACAGGAGGAUAAAAUGGAGGUGCUUAUUUGCUGGAUAAAGAAGUGCAUUUAACCGUAUUUAUGUUUCUGUUACAUCUCACAAACACAUUUUUGUUUAAAAAACAUAAAGUGAUAAAUGGAUUUAAUUAACAAAAUCUUGGACAUGGACAAAUCUCCUUUAGGACAAAUGCUAAUUAUAUUGUGUAAUAUAGUCUGAAUCUUAUCAAUUCUGUUAAUGCUGUAGGAUUGUUAAACUGGACCUAUCCCUCAAUGAGCUCCAGGAAUUGAGAGCUGGCUGCCUCCUGCCAUUAAAGAACCUUGUUGAAUUAGAUGUAUCUCUUAAUACCUUAAUCAGGUAAGAACAUCUUCAAAGUAACAACUUUUAUUUAGGGCUAAAUAAAAUGUAACAGUGUUUUCUAUGAAUAUUUCGUUUUUUACAUAUGUAAACAAUACAUCUCUGUUUGACAGUAUUCCGUCAGAUGUUUUAUUUCAUUAUUAUGUUAUCCUACUACCUCGAAUUGAGGUCCAUAUACCACCUUGACCAACUCACAAAAUUUUGCUCCAGCAUCAACAUUAUGAAAAUUGUGUUAGUUUCCAGAUUUUUCUAGACCUAACUAUACAGGUGAUACUCGAAAAAUUCGAAUAUUGUGCAAAAGUUCAUUUAUUUCAGUAAUGCAAUGUAAAAGGGGAAACUAAUAUAUGAGAUAGACCCAUUACAAGCAAAGCAAGAUAGUUCAAACCGUGUUUUGUUAUAAGUGCGAUGAUUAUGGCUUACAGCUCAUGAAAACCCCAAAUCCACAAUCUCAGUAAAUUAGAAUAUUGUGAAAAGGUGCAAUAUUCUAGGCUCACAGUGUCCCACUCUAAUCAGCUAAGUAAGCCAUAACACCUGUAAAGGGUUUCUGAGCCUUUAAAUAGUCUCUCAGUCUGGUUCAGUAGGAAUCACAAUCAUGGGGAAGACUGCUGAUCUGACAAUUGUGCAGAAAACCAUCAUUGACACCCUCCAUAAGGAGGGAAAGCCUCAAAAGAUAAUUGUGAAGGAUGUUGGAUGUUCCCAAAGUGCUGUAUCAAAGCACAUUAAUAGAAAGUUAUGUGGAAGGGAAAAGUGUGGAAGAAAAAGGUGCACAAGCAGCAGGGGUGACCACAGCCAGAGGAUUGUCAGGAAAAGGUCAUUCAAAUGUGUUGGGGACUUUCACAAGGAGUGGACUGAGGCUGGAGCCAGUGCAUCAAGAGCCACCUCACACAGACGGAUCCUGAACAUGGGCUUCAGAUGUCGUAUUCCUCUUGUCAAGCCGCUCCUGAACAACAAACAAUGUCAGAAGCGUCUUACCUGGGCUAAAGAAAAACAGACCUGGUCUGUUGCUCAGUGGUCCAAAGUCCUCUUUUCUGAUGAGAGCAACUUUUGCAUCUCAUUUGGAAACCAAGGACUCAGAGUCUGGAGGAAGAAUGGAGAUACUUGAAGUCCAGUGUGAAGUUUCCACAGUUUGUGUUAAUUUGAGGAGCCAUGUCAUCUGCUGGUGUUGGUCCAUUGUGCUUCAUUAAGUCCAGGGUCAAUGCAGUCAUCUACCAGGAGAUUUUGGAGCAUUAUGGGGAUGUUGACUUCAUUUUCCAGCAGGACUUGGCACCUGCCCACACUGCCAAAAGCACCAAAGCCUGGCUCAAUGACCGUGGGAUUACUCUGCUUGAUUGGCCAGCAAACUCGCCUGACCUGAACCCCAUAGAGAAUCUAUGGGGCAUUGCCAAGAGAAAGACGAGAGACAUGAGACCGAACAAUGCAGAAGCGCUGAAGGCCACUAUUGAAGCAUCCUGGUCUUCCAUAACACCUCAGCAGUGCCACAGGCUGAUAGCUUCCAUGCCACGCCGCAUUGAGGCAGUAAUUGCUGCAAAAGGGGCCCAAACCAAGUGCUGAGUCCAUAUGCAUGCCUAUACUUUUCAGAGGUCCGAUAUUGUUAUAUGUACACUCCUUGUUUUAUUGAUUGCAUGUAAUAUUUUAAUUUACUGAGAUUGUGGAUUUGGGGUUUUCAUGAGCUGUAAGCCAUAAUCAUCGCACUUAUGACAAAUCACGGCUUGAACUAUCUUGCUUUGCAUGUAAUGGGUCUAUCUCAUAUAUUACAAAAAUAUAUGGAAGGGCUGCGCCAAAUAAGGGUAGAUAGUCCAGUAAAGUAUUGCUAGGGUGCCAAUAGAUGGUCUAGGAUACUUGAUAGAGUUCCUCUGUGGAUGCGUCUGGUGUAGACCGUUCCGUAUAUGUAAAUACAAGAGAGGUAGAGGCGACUAAUGGUAUAGUAUGAAAGUUCAGGGUGUGAUAGGUAACAAAAAGUAAAGAACUCACAUUCAAGAGAGCUAUGGCCAGAAUUAAUUCUGUAUUUUACUGUGUAUUUUAGAUCAAUAAAAGUUUUUUGGCUACCUUAUUGUACCAAUCCUCUUUUUAUUGCACUGUUUAUGCACUUUAAACAACUUUUUUUACCUAUUCCUGGCAUUUUAACCUUUCCUGGUUACUUUUACUUCCACUGGCAAUUUUAAAGUUCCAGUACUCCAAGAAAUCCUAGGUGGGGAUCAUACCACCGGCGCCUAUCCAUAGAGCAGUACCUCUGCUCUAUCUUUGUGAGUAUUAUUUUAUUUUCUCUACUACUCUCUUAACCUAUCACAAUUGAGAGCACUAUUGCUGCUUUUUAUUCUUCUAUAUUGGAGCCUUGGAUCACCAGACGGUGCUGACGGACGUAUCGCCGCUACAUAUCCUAUAAGCGGGGAUUAUACCGCUGUACGCUAUCCACACCAGAGCUGGCCAUAGCUCCCUCAAAUGUGAGUUUUUUACCUCUUCUUAUCUGCACAUUGAACCACAUCAAAAUUGAGAGCACUAUUGUUGCUUUCUGUCUUUCUUUUCCGAGUUCUGGACUACCAGACGGUGUUGACGGAGACCCCCUCCCUACAUAUCCCAUAAGCGGGGAUUAUACCGCUGUACGCAAUCCACACCAGAGCUGGCCAUAGCUCUCUUGAAUGUGAGUUCUUUACUUUUUGUUACCUAUCACACCCUGAACUUUCAUACUAUACCAUUAGUCGCCUCUACCUCUCUUGUAUUUACAUAUACGGAACGGUCUACACCAGACGCAUCCACAGAGGAACUCUAUCAAGUAUCCUAGACCAUCUAUUGGCACCCUAGCAAUACUUUACUGGACUAUCUACCCUUAUUUGGCGCAGCCCUUCCAUAUCUUUUUGUAUCUAUCCACCGAAGGACCCGAGGGGUUUUCCUUCAUUUGGGUUGCUGCCUACCUUGACUAAUUUUGUGAUUACUAGCGCUGAAUUCUUUUUGUGUUUAUCUAUCUCAUAUAUUAGUUUCCCCUUUUACGUUGCAUUACUGAAAUAAAUGAACUUUUGCACGAUAUUCAAAUUUUUCGAGUAUCACCUGUAUAGUUAGAAAAAUCUGGAAACUAACACAAUUUUCAUAAUGUUGAUGCUGUAUGUCAUCACAAUGGAUUUGAAAUGAAACAACCGAGAUACAGUUGAAGUGCAGAGUUUCAGCUUUAAUUCAAGGGGUUGAACAAAAUUAUUAUAUGAAACAUUUAGAAAUUGCAACCAUUUUCAUACACGGUCCUGUUAUAUCAGGGGCUCAAAUGUAAAUGGACAUAUUAAUACAAUCAUAAAUAAAAUGUUAAUUGUCAAUACUUUGUCAAAUUUCCUUUGCAGGGAAUGACUGCUUGAAGUCUGGAACACAUGGACAUCACCAAAUGCAUGGGCCUCUUUUGUGAUGCUUUGCUAGACCUUUACUGCAGCUGUCUUCAGUUGUUGUUUAUUCGUGGGUCUUUCUGCCUUAAGUUUUAUCAGCAAGUGAAAGGCAUGUUCGAUUGGGUUGAGAUCAAGUGAUUGACUCCGUCAUUGUAGAAUAUUUCAUUUCUUUAUCUUAAAAAAUCUCUCGGGUUGCUUCCGCAGUAUGUUUUAGGUCAUUGUUCAUCUGUAAAGUGAAGCGUUGUCCAAUCAACUCAGACAAUAUAUCCCUAUACACUUCAGAAUUCAUCUGGCUGCAUCUGUCUUCUGUCACAUCAUCAAUAAACACUGUGACCCAGUGCAAUUGGAAGUCAUGCAUGCCCAUGCCAUCCCACUACCUAAACCUGGUUUUACAGAUGCUUCAGAUCAUGCGCCAUUCGCCUUCUCCAUACAUUUUUCUUUCUACCAUUCUGGUACAGGUUUCAUCUGCCCAAAGAAUGCUGUUCCAGAACUUGCUCUUGUGAGGUCUUCUCUUUUUUUUAAAUCUCAUUUAUUUCUUUUUUUUUCUUUAAAUUUGCUAUUUCGGCAAGUGAUACAUGACAAAGUAAUGAAGCAGACACAGCUGACAAGCUAAAUUAGAAAUUGAAAACAGUAGUGUCUGAGUAAAUCACCCUAUUUUAUACAUGGCAUCGAUUAUUGUUAGACUAGUGAGGCAUAGGAGCCGAAGAUGAUUAAUCGGUCAACCGGUUGUUCUCAAACAGAUUAUCAACAGUAUACAAGAUUAUGUAUAAAGGACUUAAAUACAGAUGCCUCUAACCUAAGGGAGGUGGUGUAAAUGCUUAAAACUCUGUUAGAAUGUAAUCCAGGAAAAUCACCUCCACAGGACUGCAGUAGCUUAUAUGGCAACACUGAGUUGUCCACCUCAAACAGGUGGUGUUUGAAAUAAUAAAAUAUGACAUAAGAACAGUAUUAUCUACACAGAUAAAAAAAACAGCAUGGAAUCAGGAUGCAUUAUAGAAAACAAUAAUGAGCUUUAAUGUAGUCAGCAGCACAUCAGGUCAGAGAGUCUCGCUCUCCCCUCAUUUACAAAGGGGAUGCAAUAAUAGAGACAUCCCAAUGAUGGCUGAAGCUUGUUGAUGGAGUUGAUUCGAGUAGGCUCAGCACCUGCAAGAACCCUCCAAGGAUCCUGAUGCCCUAAAGGAUUUCCCAUUUUUGACAAUCGUGAGAGAUCUGGGGUAAGAUCAUCUGUAUGAAAGUCCAGUGGUUUGGAGGGCUUUCGUGAUAGGCUGGGUUGACUUUCCCCACAGUAAUGUGGGUCUGCUGAGGUCUUGGAAGAAAGUAAUCCUGUGUGAUUCAAAUUGAAGUGGUGUUUUCCCCUUCAAGGCAGUUAAGAGCCUUUGUUUGUCUGCAAGAGAGCAAGAGACUGACAGCACAGGACGAGAUCUCUAGAAGCUGCCUUGGAGGCCUGAGAAGACUUGCGAUGUGGUAUGCCCCAUCAAAAGCGAAUUGCUUGGCAAAUUUUGCAACUAAGCGCCUGAUAAAAUGGGGAAUUACUUCUGGGGGGAGUGAGUCUACAACCCCAUGGAUCUUGAUGUUUCUCUGUCGCCCUCUGUCAUUCAGCUGCAUAGGCUUGUAUGUAAGGAUCACAGUUGCUGUACGGAUUCACUCAAGGUAUUUAACCAUUGUUUGUUAUCUACUAAGUCCUCAUCAGCGGCCUGCACCCUUUCUGUCACUGCUUGCACUUCAGUCUUCACCAAAGUCAGUUUGGCUGAAAACAUGUUUUGGAAGUGCAUAAGUAGGUUGAGCAUAUCUUGUUUAGUAGCUGGGUCAGUUCCGUUGGCUAUGGCUGCGGGCUCCACUAUCACUAAAUCAUCCAUAGGUGAUUCAUUGGCUGAGUUGCGGCCAUUCCUCUAGUGUUAGUUGUGGACACGAGCAUCUGGCUGAUGUCUUGCCCGUCCCUGAUGGAGGGUUGAUUUGGCUUCUUGUGUCCUAUGUCCAACCUCAAAGGAGUUAGAGGGAGGGUCUCCGCAGGUAAGUCGCCAUCAAAAUCUGUAUUGCCCCAGUAGGCUUUAAUCAACAACCGUGGGACUCCUACAUAGUAGGCCCGAGAUCCCCGCCCCUGAGUUUUAGUACCUGCGGGAAAAAGGAAGUGCAUCUGCCAAAUCGGGACUGCUUCCCAAAUAUGAUGCUGAUUUUAAUGGCUUGAUAUGUCACCAGUGGUGGUCUGCCAGAGUAUCACCGCCACAGAUGCCCCUUUCCCAAUAAACAAACACAAAUAAUCCCAAAGGUAAAAUAUCUCCGUUCAUGGGGUUUUGUACAAAAACAACAUAAGGUAGAUGAAAGCUGAUUCGAGUAGAAUGCUCCCCAUGUUCGGUAGUCUGUAACUCCCAAACUCCAUUCAUGUAGGUGUACUGGAACUGGAAUGGGCAGCAGGUCCAUGGUGACCAGUGUUUAUGGGAGUGCCUGGCCGAAAGGAGUUCCAGGCACUCAACAACCAAGUCCCGCUGCCAGCGUUCGGGAGACAAAAUGGCCUCGAUCCAUAGUCCCAACCAUGUGCGUUCGCAUGCACGAAAUGGCGGCAACCCAGUGGAGCAUUCUAUUAAUUUGUUCCUUUACAGUUUUUGUACAAGAUAUUCAACGUUCCACGUUCUAAUGGGUCUCUGGGGGGGUCUUGGUUCGGGAACCGUGCAAAAUAAACAAAGCAAAAUUAAAUAUGAAUCAGUUAUACGAAAGGAGCAGAAAGUGAUGGGGUAUUCCUUCACAUCUCCGAUCUGAAAUAGUAGAGAUGUUUUUUUCUGUAACGUGCUCGGAGCUGCUAGAAAUGUCAUCUAUCUCAGUCUUCUGCUUGACUCCACCCAGGUGACUAUGAUAGACACCUAAGACAAAGGGAAUGCCAAUGGAUAUAUAAACUGAAAACCCUAAGUCCAAAGGGACUUAAUGAAGGUUUCUCCUUUUCCCUUUUUAUCUAGCCUACACUCUCUCUUUUCCUUUAACCCCUUAAGGACCAAACUUCUGGAAUAAAAGGGAAUCAUGACAUGUCACACAUAUCAUGUGUUCUUAAGGUUAAUAAAUUAUUUUUACUUUGUAUCAAAUGUAUUCUAUGUAAUACGUAGCGAGUGGAUCUUAGUCCACUAGGAAGUGAGUCUACUAAUAGAUUAGAUGGAUAAGCACCUAGUAAAUACAAAACUGCAUGAAUUACCCUUAAGUGAGAUAUUUCUUCUCCAAAUAGAAGUGCAUCUGAUUACUCCACUGUAUUUAUUUUUGGUCUAAGUUCAUUUUUUACCCCAAAACAACCUGAUGCUCCCUAAAUUAACUAUUUAACAAGAGCCUUCCUACUCGUGAUAUAUACUAUGUCCAAUUUCUGACUACUAACUCUAAAAACAUUAAUUCACUUAUUUUUGAUGACAAAAACUCGUUCAAGCCCAAUCUAUUUUACUUCAAAGUACUCACUUGAUCAUAGAUGUUAAAACACCAACCAAAUAUGUAUUUUAAUAUACAUAUUUCACUAUGGUUUAUACAUAUAUUCUGAAGGAAUGAUCAAAAUAAUUGGAUGACUAUUCUAAUUAUUAAUAUGAUCUUAAGGGGCUUAUAUAUUCAGUUUCUCAAACUAUAAAUGAAAACUGCGAGUCCAGUAUGCCUGGUAAAUCAGGGGUUAACCUACUAGUGAGAUUGCAAAUGAGCUAACUCUCUGCAAUUAGGGUUUUACUUCUUUAUGUACAGCUCUGAAAGUUAUUGGUUCCCUUUUUAAUCACUUCUUUUUUUCACUGUGUGUGACACUAUCACCAUUAAGUGUUUAUGUGUAGUUUUUCUUCUUCUUCUUUUUUUUUUUUUUAAUCUUUGUGGCACUAUUAUACGUCAUUGCCACCUAAUAAACUUUUCUCUUUUUUUAAAUUUUUGCUAUACAUAGGAUGUUAAUAUUUAUAUUGGUAACAUUGUGAGUUCGGGUACCUGUUUAUUUACUGAGACCAGCUCUCAUUCUUUUUCUAUAUUUGUAUUUCAGGGUUAUGCCCUGGUUUUCUGCUUAGCCCUUUCUCAACGCAACAAUGGUACAACAUUUUCUGCCCUGCACCUGAUGUGCGUUUCUUUUUAAAUAUUAACCUUACAGACAUCCACAAAUUUGCAAUUAGUUGCAUUUUACAGCUUUUGUAGAGAAUAUCUAUAGUAUACCAACUUGAAAUGACAAAGGACAAAGGACAAAUGACAAAGGACAAUCAGCAAAUUUGGAAUCCACAAUCAGAUUACAGACUCUGCAUAGAACCACAAUUAAUCUAGGUAAUAAACUAUAACACUGGGUGGUUCCAAGACUAACAGGUUAAUUUAGUAAAGUGAGAAGCGAAAGUGAAUUUAAAAUUUAAAAUCAAAAUAGCUAAGCUGGAAAUAAUAUCUAGGUCAGAUAUGCUUUUAUUUCUGCUACUUUGAUCUUAAAUUUGAAAAUGUAAAAUUCUCACUUUAGUCAGUAACUCUAACAAAUCGUGAACAGAUCAGCAAAGUAAUAGGGUUAACUAAUGUACAAUGUUAUAGAAUACUAUAUAUAUAUAUAUAUAUAUAUAUAUAUAUAUAUAUAUAUAUAUAUAAAAAUACGGAGGAUGAAUCAAGAGAAAAUCACAUCUGCUAAGACAAGAAUGAUGUUGUACACAUGGGGUUAUAUAUCGCAUACCCUCUAAGAAUGUAAAGAAUGAAAAUGGUACAUGGAGGUCCAGCUUAUCGAGGGCAUGACAGUGUUGGAACUUGUGUUACUGAUGAUUUGUGCUACAUGAACCGGUGAAAAACCUGGGAUAGAGGGAUAGGUGAUGAAAACUGGGAUGGUAUGGCCAAACCUUGGAUAGUUGGGAGGUAUAUUAUUAUUUUUUAAAUAGUUACUUGUUUCAUAAUUUAUCAAGCUGACACAAUUAUUACCUUUCUAGUAGUUUAAAUGAAAAAAAAACCAAUAUUCCUGCUCUCACCUUUGUGUGAUUAUUUUGCCAAGUGUGUCUUGUUAUUCAUAAAGAUCUUUGUUUUCUGAGGCACAAAAGCUUAUAUCUCUAAUGCCAUGCUUUCUUUUUUUUUUAUCAGUAUUUCUGGACUAGGAGAUCUACCAAAUCUGAUGAUUUUAAAUUCUAGUUUCAAUGCAAUUAGACAUAUGGACAGCUAUGGAACCUGUCAUCAAUUGACAAUUCUUAAUGUGUCUCACAAUCAAAUUAGGACCAUAAAGGAUCUAUCAGUCCUUGCAAACCUCACACAGCUUCAUUUGAACUCCAAUAAGGUAAUAAACAAUGCUGUUCAGUGGUGUAUUUUGGUUUUGUAUAGUUCUAGACAUGAUUAAAUUUGCCCCACCUCUUCCUUUCAAGGCUGCACCUCUUCCUGUUUAUGACCAACAUGUAUUUUGACUUGACUGACAGACACAUGCCCUCACUGAUACAUACACUGACAGAUACACAGUCAUUGGCACACACACACUGUUUAACCAAAACACACUUUCACUGACAAACAUUCACUGACACACCCACUCACUGACAGACACACACACACACACACACACACGCUCACUGAUUUGACACACACCAACACAAAAACUCACAGACACACACAUUUUCACUGUUUGUACAAUCUGACAGACACACACAUAUUCACUCACUCACAGACACACAGUAACACACACACUGACAGACACACAUUCUUUCCCUGAAAGACACACACUUACAGACACACACUCACUCACUCACUUACUCACAGAUACACAUACACUCACUGACAGACACACACUCACUCACUCACUCACAGAUACACAUACACUCACUGACAGACACACACAUACAUUGACAGACACACAUACUGUACAUUCACUGAAAAACACACACACAGUUAUACUGACACACUCACACACAGUCUUCUCAUAUACUCACAAAUUAUUUAUUAUUUUUAUUUUAGUUUAAAUCCACUCAGCCUCCCUACCUUUGGGAGAGCUGGAGUGGAUUUUUCCCCAGGGGUCCAGGGGGGCUGCUGGGUGGGCUGCUGGUACUCUGGAUUGCUUGCUAGAUGGGCACACAAUGGAGGCGGUGAGGGAAAUAUCAUCUUCUUGCUCUGCUCCCUCUGAUGCCAGGGCUGGAGUGACUUCAUAUUCCGACAUCACAGCAAAAAGAUUGCAUAGGACAUCUCUCCCUCGUCGCCCAUCUGCGAUAUGCGCAGCUGCCCGCCUUGGGGGGCCCUAAGGUUGGCAGUCUGCUAGCUCUUGGGUUCCUCAUGACACAAAGCUAACAAGACACCGGUGGGGCCUUUGGGGAUGGUGUUUUUGUGUGGUGGCCUCUCCAUAAAUACAGCACUGCUUAUUAAUCUAUUUAUCUAUCUCACUAGAUAAAUAACUGCUUGUUGGCACCUAUAUAACCCAACAUUGGCAAAGAAAUUAGCCUAUUAGCCUGCAGAACAGACGUAGGCAAAGUAUUGCAAUAAUUAAAAAAGAACUCACCAAAGUAAUAUGUGAUACACUACAAGCACAUUGUCUUGGUAAACCUAACCAAUACUAUAUUUUUUCAAAAGAUGAAUUAAUAAAUGUUUUUUUAAAAUGCGUGUUGUAUGUUGUCCCAAGUCCACUGUAAAACUGAGAGCGAUGUAAAAUAUUCAAGUAGAUCAUUUUGUUACAGAGACACUUUAAUGCACUAUAUAUUAAGUUAAUUAUACCGCUCAGUGUGAGGAGUGCAGAUUUAAUGCUCCUAAACUCAGGUCAAUGCUGUGAGAACAGGGCUCGAGUCCUGCAGGAACGCAUGGGAACGGCGUUCCUGCACUUUUUCCAAAGCAGGAAUGCCGUUCCCGUUACCUGUCCUGCAGGACCGGCCCUGCUACCUGCACUGAGGGGCCAUCACACGCUGUGUUCCCUCUCCAGCUAUAACUCUCGCGAGACCCGCGGCUGUUACCAUGGUAACGCUCCGCACAGGCGAGUCUCGCGAGAGUUAUAGCUGGAGAGGGAACACAGCGUGUGAUGGCCCCUCUGUGCAGCGCCUUCCUCCCUCCACCGGACCACCAGGCGAUCUCCACCCUCCCUGACAAAGUAAGAAACAGGGAGGGGGGAUAAAAUAAAAAAAUAUAGACACAUAAAGUUAAAAAAAAAUGCUUCCCCCCCCUAUCAUCCAGCACUCACACACAUCAUCCAGCACACACACACACACACACACACACACAUCAUCCAGCACACACACAUCAUCCAGCACACACACACACACACACACACACACACCAUCCAGCACACACACACACCCAUCAUCCAGCACACACUCACACACACACACAUCAUCCAGCACACACACACAGAUCAUCCAGCACCCACACACACAUCAUCCAGCACUCACACACACAUCAUCCAGCACACACACACACCCAUCAUCCAGCACUCACACACACAUCAUCCAGCACACACUCACACACCCAUCAUCCAGCACACACUCACACACACAUCAUCCAGCACACACACACACAUCAUCCAGCACUCACACACACCAUCAUCCAGCACUCACACACCCAUCAUCCAGCACUCACUCACACACCCAUCAUCCAGCACACACACACCCAUCAUCCAGCACUCACACACCCAUCAUCCAGCACCCACACACCCAUCAUCCAGCACACACACACACCCAUCAUCCAGCACUCACACACCCAUCAUCAUCCAGCACUCACUCACACACCCAUCAUCCAGCACUCACACACACAUCAUCCAGCACUCACACACACCCAUCAUCCAGCACUCACACACACACAUCAUCCCAGCACUCAUCCAGCGCACUCCACCACACCCAUCAUCCAGCACACACACACAUCAUCCAGCACUCACACACACAUCAUCCAGCACACACACACACAUCAUCCAGCACACACACACAUCAUCCAGCACUCACACACACGUCAUCCAGCGCGCACACACACAUCAUCCAGCACACGCACACACUGCAUUCAUUAUACACACUCUUCACUCACUACAAACACACUACAUUCACUAUACACCCUCUGCAUUCACUAUACACACUCUGCAUUUAUUAUGCACAUUCUGCACUCACUACACACUACAUUCACUAUGCACACUCUGCAUUCACUACAAACACACUACAUACACUGCAUUCAUUGUACACACUCUGCACUCACUACAAACACACUAAAUUCAUUAUACACAAUUUGCACUUACUACAAACACACUACAUUCAUUAUACACACUCUGCAUUCAUUAUACACACUCUGCACUCACUACAAAAACACUACAUUCACUAUACACACUGCAUUCACUAUACACACUGCACUCACUACAAACACACUACAUUUAUUAUACACACUGCACUCACUACAAAUACACUACAUUUAUUAUACACACUGCACACACUACAAAUACACUACAUUCAUUAUACACACUCUGCACUCACUAAAAACACACUGCAUUCAUUAUACACACUCUGCAUUCACUACAAACACACUACAUUCAUUAUACACACCCUGCACUGCACUAUAUGCAUAGGAGUGUAAUUUUUUUUUUUUUUUUAAAGGGAGCGGGGAGGGGGGGCGGGAAUCUUGGGUGAGUUCAUACACUUUUUUCCCCAGGACUUGACCCCUGUGUGAGAAUAAGGUUAAUACAACUUUGUAUGGGAUUAAACAUAUACAUUUAUAUAAUACUCAAACUUUAUUCAAAGAUUUAGUGUUGCAGUAUGAUUUAUAGAACAUGUUAGAAUUUAGGGAUAGAUAUAAAGUGUGGUUUAGGGUUUGGUUUGGGAAGUUAAUUUAAGUUUAGGAUAUAUUUCUCCCCUUCUAGCAGAUAGUAGAAUUGCAGAAUUUGGCUGUUUUUUUAGGAUUUUGAAGCUUCAAGAUGAUGACAUUGAUCCCAUGUCACAUGGUGCAGUGACAAAUAUGACUUCUCCAGAGAAGCAGAAACAUGCAGAUAAUAUUUGUUUAGUUCAGGACUCCCAUAUUUCUGUAAAAGGUAUCUUUACCAUUGAUACCACAUUGAUAACUCAUGACCUAGAUCCCUUGUUUUCCUUUGACAUUCAGUUUAGAUGGGGUUACCCCUCCCCCAGUUUAGCAUUUAUACUUUAUAUAGUUAGUUUAUUAGAUAAAUUAUUAGAAAAUAAUAAACCUUGCUGUGUCUGCUGUAUGGGACUUUUUACCUUCUUUUUGAUAACUUGAGGAUAGUAAGGACACUGUUGGGCAAGUGUAAUAGAGGUGCAGACAGUACUAUAAAUUAAUAGGUAUAUUGUGAUAGGACAUAUGCAUAUUCAUUCCUGAAUGUACUAGACACAUUUCUGUUGAUGAUAAACAGCGUUUUUUUCAGGACCUCAAGAUGGCGAUAUAGGCUCACUCAAUACAGAACAAAUUAUGUCUGCCACCAACUUUUCAAAGUGAUUGCUUGUGAGCUUACAUGACACUUCUAAUAAUGAUGGAUGUACCAUGAUGUCUGAUAUUUUGCUACAUUCCAAAGCUGUAAUAUAUAUCUGAAUUUGAUAUUUUAUUUCCAAAUCUUCUAUUAACCUCCAUUUUCCUGUUCAUUUUUCAGUUCACUAUAAUUUGAUGUUUUGUGAAUAAACCCCAUUCACGGUUUUUCACUAAAGUGAGAAUUGUUGGAAUUUCAAAAUGAGUUUAACAUUUAAUGACAAAAUGGCUGAUCUGAACAAAAAAUGUCCAAGUCAGGUAUGCUUCUAGUUUAGCUAUCCUGGACUUAAAAUUUCCAAACAACUCUUAGUUUAGUAAAUAAUGGUAUGCAGAGUGGUAUGUAAGAUACUUAAGUUCAGUCAUGUAUUAGUUUUAGCAUUCUUUUAACGUUUUACCACCCAUUCCAAAAGUAUGAGAAAUAUUCUGAAAGCCCACUUAUUGAGCUGGCAAGUUAGAACAGGUGUCAAUUAAGACCCAUCUUUCCAAACGGUUUGCAAAUCUUCAUGUAGGAAAAAAAUUGUUUAAACAAACAGUUUCCACAUUUUUGUAUACAUACACACAGGUGACAUGACCAAAACUAUUUAAAAGCUAUUUUUUUUUUUUGUAGUUUACACUUAAUCAAGAAUUUAACAGACACUCUAAUUUUAUAAAUAUAUAUAUAUAUAUAUAUUCAUAAUAUUAGAGUGCCCUUGGUGCAUUUUAGAUUCAAGGCCCCCUCUAGAAAGUAAAAAAUAAAGUAAAACACACCUCUCAUCCAGCAGGAACCCAGUCUCGCUGCAGCCGCUGCUUUUACUUCAUCGGAGAUCAUCUUGGCCAAUUAAGUGAUUUUCAAUAGAGAUGCAUUGAGAGUCUUACUGAAUAUGUGCGGUAAUCACUGUGCUGCACCAAUGGGAUUCUCGUCAUAGGGAAGCAUUACAAUGCCUCUCUGUAGGGAGAAUUCCCCACAUUCAGCUUUGUCGUGAUGUAGAAUGUGAAAACUAGCAGAACUGUUCACUAAAGUGAGAACUGAAAGUGAAUCUCAAAUGCAAGAUCAAAAUAAAAGCCAAAAAGUGGGAAACAUAUUUAAGCCAGCAAUGCUUUUAGUUUCAGAUUAGGCAGCAAGUGAGAUUUAUAGCGCUUGUUCCUUAUGUGUACAGCAGCUAAAACGUUCCCAAACCAGAUUCUCUUCUUUCUGAUCGUUGAUGCAAGAAAAACGGGGGAUGUAGGGAAGCAGCGCUUAACAAUUGAAGUCCUUGUGUGGAGUCCAAUGGAGCCAAUAUAAGGGAGAAAACAAAAUGGGACAGGAAUACUAAUAUAGUGUAGUAUGUCUAUAACAGCAGAGGCAGAAUAUACGGAAAAAAUAUAUUGCACUCAAACUUUUCUGGAGUUCAAGAUCAGCUCCAGAUCACAGCGUAUGGACGGUACAAUCCCUGUCUGUGGAUGUUAGGAUGGUCUUGAUUUCCUCUGGUAUCGUAUCCCUGUGCCAAUAAUCCACGUGGUGUAUUCGAGAUGAUGCUCCAGUGAUAUAUAUAGGAUUUAAAAGAACAGUUAUAGUGUUCUCUGUGUAAAUAAAACAAAUAAAAUAAAGAGAGAAAUAUACUCACAAUGGAUGAGCAAAUAGGGAUUGCUCAGUCCUUUACAGCAUAGGUUGUUUUUACCCCACCCGGGAAUGUGAGGCACAGCUUCCCCAAUAAAAGAUGUCCACUGAAGGUCCAGGGUUACAAUGCAAAGUAAUUUUAUUAAACAAAUAAAAAGUAAGUAACACACUAAACGCGUUUCACCUAUACAGAAGGCUUUUUCAAGGUCAAGUAGAGUCUAACACCAUACCAUUGUUAAACUUCACCAACCAACAUUAUUUAUCAUGACGUAUAUGACAUGACUUCCAAUCUACCCUAUUGCAGAUGGAGACACUGAAAAUACAGUGCAAGAACAAAUCCUUUUAAGAUUAUUUAGGCUACACACCAUUAGAUAACUUUAUCUUCCACUUUGAAAGGUCAGAAGUGCUUCUGUGCCUCCAGUGUCUUCAGUACUGUUUAUGAUGUGUUAAUGGGAGUGAUGCAGGGUUAUUUACUAAAGUGAGAAUUCAGAGUGAAUUCAAAGUUAAUUACAAAUUUAAGGUCAAAAUAGUCGAACCAGAAACAAUCUCUAAUUUAGCCGAGUUACUCUUUCAACUACUUUGGCCUUAAAUUGGAAAUUCACUAUAAACUCACCUCGAAUUUUCACUUUAGUUAACCCUUUAGGUUAUACAAUCUCAGUAAGUUUCUAAUGUGGUGAAAAAGAAUGCCAAAGUCUCCUGCUUGCGAUACUAACAAAUGGGAAAGGAUAAUAGAAAAAAUAUAAAAUAAACUAAAUGAUAUAAAACUGCUAACAAAUGGUUUCAUGAAACAUAAUACACAGAUGUAAUGUGUGACCUAAGAAGCAGACUCAUUUUAUGUUACUGUUAACAGUCAUUAAGCAAUUAGCCUAAUUUGAUGUUUCCUAUGACUGCAGUUGGUCUCCUUGGAUGGUAUUCAAAAUCUCCCCAAACUCUAUGAAUUGUAUGUUCAGAAUAACGUGAUCACCAGUGUCCUGCCCCUCUCCUCCUCGCUGAGACUCAACAUCCUAGAUGCCUCAAAUAACAAUAUCAUAUCCCUGGAUGAAACUGUGCAAGUUCUAAAUGGCCUACGUCACCUAACUCAGUUGAAAUUAAAAGUAAGAAUGUCCUUUUGGUUUAUGGAAUUAAUAUUUUGUACAUUAUAGUACUCUAUAACUUUACAUAGGUAAACUAGAUUUUUUUUUUUUUUUGUCUGAACAGUUAUGACAAGGAGGGAUAUUCCACCAACUUGCAUGGGAAUUUUAUCUAAAGGGAUAUUUCCGGCUAGUGUUGACCUCAAUUUUUAACACAUUAUAUUGAUAACGCAUACAAUGUGCAAAAGUAAAAUACCCAAUUUUCUAGUUUCUGCAUUUGCUUCAAAACCCCAGGUUUUGCAGCUUCUUUCUGGGAGCUCUUCUCAGACAAGAUUUACAGGGUUAUUCAGUAAAGUGAGAAUUCAAAGUAAAUUUUAAAUUCAAGGUAAAAUAGAUGAACUAGAAAGUUAGCUAUGCUUCCCGUUUGGCUACUUUGGUCUUAAAGGGACACUAUAGUUACCCAGACCAUUUCAGUUAAUUGAAAUGGCGCAUGUGUAUUAGUCUCCCCCUCUCGGAUGAUGUCAGAGGAGGCGGAGCGCCGCCCCAGGGCGAGGGAAGGGGAUCCCAGAGGGCACUUUAGUGUUAGGACUGUGUUGUAGUGACAUAAAAUACUGAGAGAGGAUUCAGGAGCUUAACCAGGAUCUCUUUAUUCUCAGUAUCUCCUUCACAACUGAACUAUAACCUGUGACCUAUUUCGUGUUCCAGGUUACAUGACAAGAUUUAAAGUAUACCAACACAUUAACUAUUUAAGGUAGAACAGUGCGGUUAAACAAUUAACAUUUGAGAUGCCACAAACAAAAUGACGUAUCAUCACAAGGCCUACAGAUUUGUAUUCCUUAUGCUAUAGAAUCUCUUUAACCCCUUAAGGACCAAACUUUUGGAAUAAAAGGGAAUCAUAACAUGUCACACAUGUCAUGUGUCCUUAAGGGGUUAAAGGGACACUAUAGUCAAAUAGACCACUUGCAGUUUUUUUUUAGAAACUGCAAUGUUUACAUGGCAGUUUCAAAUCCACCUCUAGUGGCUGUCAGUAUGCUGACCAAUAAAAGCUCGGUCAUAGGAUGCCAAAGCCCUUACAGAAAAGCACUGGUUCAGUGCGUUCCUAUAGGGAAGCUUGAAUGCAUGUGUGACGCUUAAGUCUCUAAUGCUCCUCUAUGGGGACUAUUGGAGUGGACUAUUGUGGAGGAGGCCAAGUUUCCUCAUAACUUUAACAAAGGAGCUUUAGUGCUGGAAAAUCAUAAGGGUAAAACAUUUUUAGAAUUUGCAUUGCAAGUGAGGGGUGGGGUGACCUGUGUAGAGCUAGGGACUGGGACACUAUAGCAUUAGUAAUAUAGGUUUGUAUUCCUAAUGCUAAAGAGUUACUUUAAAUUCACUUUGAAUUCUCACGUUAGUGAAUAAUCCUGUAAGACAAUAAUGGGAAUGCUGAGCAAAUGCCGUAAAUCCCUGCUCGAACAAAAUUCUGUAAAUGUGCUGAACGGAUAGGUGGUUUCUUAAAGUCAGGUUCGCCCAGAGAAUGUGCCAUACAAAUGAAUGAAUAGAUGUGGUUGGAAUUCACACUAUUUGGUAUUGCUGGGUUAAACUUUUUGACAUAAACAUGCAAUUCCAUAAGAUUUCUUUUCAUGUGUAGUAGAUGCUAAACUUUUUUUAAAUAUUCAGCUUUUAGUAUUAAUUUUAGUUUCAACACUUUCUUUCCAGUCUUGUGUUUUUAAAUAACUCAACCAUUCAUCCUUGGAAAUAGCCCUGUACACAUGUUCUCCUUGGAUUGCAUUUAAUAAGGAUUUAUUAUAACACACAUUAAAUUAAUGUUUAUUCUAGCAACAGAAUGAAAGCAUAAACCAUAAAUUUAUUUCUAAAAGCUAACUUGAAAAUGUUAUUUUUCUAGAUGUUACAUUUGGUAAAACAUUUUUUCCAUGCGUCUUGAUAACACUGUGAGUUUUCGGCCUUCUCUAGGGUAAUCAUUUGGCUCAUGAUCCUAGAUAUACAGAUGCCUGUAGUCGUUACACCUCUGUACAAGUUCUAGAUAACUGCAUACUUAAGGACUACAGCAAAAUGUCUCAAAAACAUCACCAGCUGAUCUGGCAUUCACUGGACAUUCUGCCCAAAGGAGGAUACACCAGAGAAGGACUAAAGGACGUAGCCAAGAAAAAUCUUACGGAAGAGCUACAAAGGAAGAGGAAAGAUUUAGAGAGCAACAUUCAUUACCUCCAUGCCAGAAUAAUGUACGGUUCUAUAAUUGCCAUUGUUUUGCCGCAAUUGCAUUACAUCCCAUAGGCAGGCAGUUGAAUAAUUGCAUACAGCAGUUGCUUUUCAUUAUUUAUGAAAGUUUUUUUUUCUGCUUGCAAAAGUAUGCCAGAGCGCUUGAAGGCAGUUCAUUGUUAAGAUACACAAAUAUACCUUCUUGAUAUUGUUCUUCUUAGUAGAUAAUUUAAAAAAUAGCAUUUUACUAGGGGUUAUACAGCUAAUUUUGGUUGUGGUAUGUUAUGAUACUUAGCAGAAUUUGGUUUAUAUGAAUAAGCUAUAGCCUAUUUAAAAUCUCACCUGAGGCACAUAGUCACCACGAACAAAUACCUAUAAUGAUUGGGUUAUGUAGUAUGUGCGCAGUCACAUUGUGUUAAAUAUAGACAAGUGUGGAGAUAAGACAGAUGUUGAUAGUGUAUUUUUGUAUUUGUCUCUGAGGAUCACAGAAUCUGCUUUAAACCACCAUCUGUAAAAUUAAUAUUUAAUUUUAAAAUUAUAGGAUUGAUAGCAAGCCAUCAUUGAGACUAUCUUUAAUGUACUGGGUUUGAGAAUUGAACUCAACUUUAGUUUUUUUAGUUAUGUGUAUUCAAGAAUAAAGAUCAUGCUUUGGAAAUAUCUGUGCAUAACCCAGUUGAACAUAUAUUUUAAGUGUUCUAGCAAUUAGGCUUUCCUAAAUUAAAAACAGCUAACUUCCAAAACCUGUGUUUAUGUUGACUUGAGCCUUUUUGUUGCACCCCUGCUAUCCUUGGCAAGAAGGGGCACUACUACCUUUAGUGUUGGACAGUUUGUUUCUAAAAAAAAAAAAUUACUUAAUACAUAACACAAUUUUACUAAAACCUAAAAUAUAAAUUCAGAAAUUAACGAUGUUUGAUCUGUGUUUUGAAGGGAUUUACAAGAAGAGUUUGCAGAACAUGAGGAAACUAUGAAAGGAGAACUGGAUAGCUGUAUCAGGUAAAUUGAUAAAUAUGGUGACUAUACUAACCUAAAGGAUUUCUCAAAAACAGCAAAUAUCUGGUCAACGUAUAAGCAAUACUACCAAUGUAUUAAAGGGACACUAUAGUCACCAGAACAACUAUAGCUUAAUGCAGUUGUUCUGGUGAGUAUAAUCAUUGCCUUCAGGCAUUUUAAUGCAAACACAGUCUUUUCAGAGAAAAGGCAGUGUUUACAUUGCCCCCUGCAGACAGCAGGUAACUGCACAGCAUAGAUAAAAUAGCACAGAGUUUUAUAGACAGAAUCAGUUACUUACUACAUCACUGUAGCCAAAUUCUAAUACACAAAAGGCACAUUACAGAUCAUUCAUCAUUUGUGACGAAAUAAUAAUACACCAAAGGCAAAUUAUAGAGAGUAUGAUUUCACUGUGACAAAACAAUGUGCAAUAUCACAUAGAAUCAGUUAAGUGGAGAUUAUAUGAUUAUUUGAUAUUCAGUAAUACAUAACAAAGACCUAUGCUACAAAUCCUGGAUAUGGCUUAUUGAUGAUUUAUGGCUAAAAUGACACACAACAACUGUCUUUUUUAUUUAAAUAUAGAUUUGGUACAUUUUAAUUAAUCUUCAAACUUCGUAAUUCCACUACAAUUGUAAGCUCAUUAUUAGAAGCAUGCAUAACUACACUAAUAUGCAUCACGUCACUCUGUAUCUCACAUACCUCUUUUCAUUGUUAGAAAAGCAAAUCUGACUGAGAGUGAUGGGAGUUAUAGUCUACAGCAUUACUAAUGUCCAUUAUCAUUAGUGAGUAUGUUUUUGGGCUUCCAUGCCCUGUGGAUGUGUUGUACAGAAACUUGCCAUUGUAAAUGCCACUUUAAUGAUGAUCCACUAAUAUAAAUGUAGCCUCUUUAUGUCAUUGCUGUAAUGAUCCUAUUAUAUUUCACUAGCAUGUUAAAGUGAAUUCAACAUUUUUACAGUCUUGAAACAUUUAAAGUUAGUAGUAACUUGGGAUGAAGAAUUCUUUUUUCAUGUUUGGUAGAAUCUUGAUUAAUCCCACUGUAGUAAGUUACUAACGCUACUGAAACAGUGAAAUGUAAACAUCUCUUUAAAUGUUCCUCUUACUGACUCUAGAUUUGUGGUUCCGUUGUAUUUAUGGAAUAUGUAGUUGUUGAAUAACUAAAACAUUGUAGAGAACACAGACCUAAAAGAAAAAAAAUGACUAGAAACAAUAAUGUACAUAUUGCCAAAAGAUCAUGCUCUCAAGUUUAGAAACAGCAAACUAGACAUGUGCAAUUCGUUUUGGUCUGAAUUAAAAUUCAGCCGAAUUUCAGGUAAUUCGGACAUUCAGGUGCUUCCGAAUAACUGAAUUGCCGAACUGCCGAAUUGCCAAACUGCCGAAAUUACUGAAUUUCCGAAGUGUAGUAGUGCCGAAGUGACAAAUUGCAGAAGUGCCGAAGUUGCCGAAGUUUCGAGGUGUCAAAGUGCCGAAGUCCCGAGUUACGAAGCACAGUAUUGCCUAAGUACUAAUAUACUUACCCAGUGAAAGAAGAAGAAUGUUACACUGUAUACAAUUUCUUCCAUUUCAUUAUUUUUUAUUAUUUUUUGAAAAUUUAUCACAAUAGACAAUAAAAGACUUACAUUUAAAAAUAUAAACAAAAAACAAUACAAUAAUUAAUACAUUCCGACAGUUCUAGCACUCUAAGAUACCAAAUUUUUAAUUUAUUACCCUUAAUUAUCACCUUAUUUAUAGAUUAGACGACAUACCAAAUUUAGUAACUUCCCUUCGACUUGAGAGGACCUUAAAUAGUUAUUCACUGUCUAUGACAAACCAUGUAAACAUAAAAACAUAAAGUCAUACUGUGCCGAGAUCUAUAAAUCCUGACAGAUAGGGGCUUGAUAUUUUCCCAUUUUCUUUUCCCUUUUCUCUUACUUUCUCUCUGUUCUUCUCCCCCUUUUUUUUAAUAUAAAAUAUACGCUAUAAAUAGCCAAAAAACUGCUUUAUAUAGAGAAGCAAAAUAUAGAAACUUAUCUUUCUAAUCUGUCUAUAUUCAUUAGUUAUUUGUCAUAGUAAGUUUAUCAUCUUUGAUUCUUCUCAAAAAAAAUUUAAGAUAUUAUUCACUACUUGUAUUUAACAGUAAUGUCCACUAUACAUACUGUGCCAAGAUCAAAUAAUAGAUACUAUUAUUUCACUGAAUACAAUUUCAAAUAAAAAGUAUACAAAGAUAGCCAGGAUUCAGCUGUAAGCAUUUGCAACAUUUACAACAAUCAAGUAACAUACAUUCAUAUAAAAUGUAAGUUACUUAGCCAGUCAGUGUAAUGACAGGAAUGAAUAAGUAGAUAACUCCCUAAUUCCCAUGGUAUUAGGGAGCUAUCUACUAAAAGGCUGAAAGACCUAAAUUGGUCUUUCAGACAAAUUUACUAAUACUAAGUAAAGGUUACUUAGUAUUAUUAAAUUAUGCCCCUACUCGCUAUACCACGAGUAGGGGCAUGUCUAUUAUUCUAGUUUAGGGCCCCCACCCACCACUCAGGGGUGGGGGCCAGGGGGAGGACAUUAGGUCCCCCCAAAUUUGUAUUUAGGGCCCCCACCCAUUGCUCAGGGGUGGGGGCCAGUGGGGAGGACAAUAGGUCCUCCCCCCUUUUGUUACUUUAGGGCCCCCACCCGCCGCUCAGGGAGGGGGGACCAUUUUUUUUUAACAGUGAGCAGCCACAGGCUCACUUUUUACUAGGUCUUUCAGUCUUUUGGUAGACAACUCCCUAAUACUGUGGGAAUUAGGGAGUUAUCUACCAAGCGGCUGCAAGAAAAAUCCCGAAAUGCCGGAGUUCCGAAGUUCCGAAGUUGCCGAAGUUCCAAAGUGUCUAAGAUCUGAAGUGCCGAAGUGUUUAAGUGCCGAAGUUGCAGAAGUUCCAAAGUGUUGAAGUGCCGAAUUGCUGAAGUCCCGAAUUGACGAAGUUCCGAAUUUCGGAAUGCCGAACCGAGCUGAAUAUUUUCCCCAUGCACAUGCCUACAGCAAACUAUCUUUUUGUUUGAGAAUAAGUUAGAGAGCUGCAUACUUUGGAAAAGCAAACAAAACAUAAAAACACAGAGAUCGUGAAAUUCUGCCUUUAGACAAGUUUUUAUCUUUUUAACUGAGAGGGCAGACAUUUCCCUACUGAAAUUGAAGUUGAGAGCUAUAAUAGUCAGUUAUAUUUUUUACAACACAAACUAAAAGAAUUCCAGAAAUUGUUCACAUUCUAGUCAAUUUUAACUUGACAUAGGAAGCUGUUUAGUGAUCUUGCUCAAAAGGAUGCAUUGUGAUCUAUAAAAUACCUGUGAUUGCCUCAGAAUGUAUGAGUCCAUAUUCGGGAGAUUUAUUUACAUUUUCUGUAUCUGUUGGCAGAUCAUUUACUAUUUUUUUAAAUAUUUUAUUUUAGCUUAUUUAAUAUUAAACUAAAAUCAUAUCUAUAUUAUGUUUACCUUUUAAUUACCAUCCUCUUUUGAUUUUUUUCUCUUCCAUUAGAGAAAAUAAUGUAGUGGUUUCCCUUUCAUUCACCUGUCCGUUAUCAUUUCCUUAACCUUUGGUGUUGUAUAUAAAAGCUUGUGUUUAAGAUUGAGCCUCCAAAAUAUUUCCAUUCAAACAUGUCCACUCUUGCCAUUACCACUAUUUUUUACCCCCAAACUAUAUGGCCUGGUAUUUGAUGACUGAUAAUGAAUGUAAUUGUAGUUUAGUCAGUGUUGGUUCAUUCUUGGACUUGGACUACAUUAAGUAAUGCACAUGCAUUUAAUUAGUGGUGAUGUUCUUUCUCUUUACUUGCAUUGAAGAUACAUUAAUGCAAUUCCAGAAGAGGACUUUGAGAAGAUUGAUCCACAUAAGGUCCCAAAAGCUAUGGAGAAGUAUUUAUUUACUAAGUUCUGGAACAGGUGGGAGCCUGGGAAAAGAAAAUCUGAAAAUCAUUCUUUCAAUCAUCUGACAAAGCCUGAGGAGGUAAGCUUGAGAGUUUCCUCAGCAACUGCUUUAAAAUACUAAUGUUAACAAAAUUAUACACUAAAAACAACAAAAAGUGGAACAAAUGCAGGUCUUUUUACUAAGCACAGUGUUAUGUGAUAGACAGACUGACAGGCAUAGAUACAAAUAGAGAGAAAAAUGUAUGUUCAGAGAAAGGGAAUUGUGCACUCAAGGACCACACUUAACAUUAGUAGUAAACAUAUUUGCACACAAGAAAAAUAUGUUAUUUGGGAAGUUAUAUCUGCGUAAUAAAAUGGUCCACCUUAAAGCGGCAGUGUCACCGUCUGGGGACUUUGCUGAAUUCACAAAGACACACAACAGUGGCAUCGCCACUGGAGGUUCAGUUCUUGGGGGCAGGGGGCAGGUAAAGUGAGAGAUUCUUAGCUGAACCUGUCCCUCGCUGGUGCCGCCAUCUUGUUCAGUCUGCUCCUUUUCACGCCAGGAACCAAUAUCAUGGACUGCGGCUCCUCCAUAGACACAGCCAACUCCCUGCAGCCGUUACUGGUCAUGGCUAUCGGAAUUGACCCUUAGACUAAGAAAGUUAGGCGGAGGAGAAAUACAGUGAUCUUGGUAUAUCUCAUGACUUGGUUACAAUUUCAGUGAAAUUUCAACGCAGUCAUAAUGAGUAUUUCAUAAAGAUUAAUUGUUUCUGUGUAUGUUUAAUGACUUCAGGAAUCCAUACAGAUUGUAGCAAGGAAAACAAAUAUUAAAAAAAUAGAGUAGCAGUCUAUAUGUGCAGUAUAUGGUAAAACAUGUGUAAAUGUUCCCUCAUUUGACUACAUCAUAGUCUAAGCUGAAUAAACAUAAAUGUUGAAUGUAGGAGUAAUAAAAACUUAGCUUUUAUUGAACCAUUUCUUCAAAGCAGCCAAUGCUUUGGUCCACAAGAAUGGGAUCUCUGACUGGUUUUAUACUUCAUAUUUACAUAUAUGGUAUGGGCCUCUAAGACUAUGACUGUGUAUUCUUGAUCAUUUAAUAAGGCUUUCUGGAUAGUAGUAUCACUGUAGGUGCCCUUUCAUUGCCGCUAGGGAAACGAAACAUUGCAAUGGAGCAAUAAAGCAUAGCAUUGUAGAGUUUAUAUCUUUCAUCCUGUGAUAAAAUUGUUAGUUGUAAAUGUCUGUCCAUAUUUUUUUAUUAUCUUACUUUAUGGUGUUAUUUUUGCAUAAAUUUUCACACAAUUUAUAAUUAGAUCCUAAAGAUUGCAUACUGUUCAUAGCCGAACUGUGCAUUUAGUUGCCAACUGCCACUGAGCACAUCUCCUCCUUUAAUGUCAAUGGAAAGUUUUUCAGUGUUCUUUCUGAUCAGUGCAUGUAAGGAGAGCCUAACUGCAAAUUUGUUUCAGUCCAUUAUUGGGUUAAAACCAUUCUAUACGUCUGUCAUUUGAAAGUAAAGGAAGACAAGUUCAAACUCGGUUCUUCCUGUUUAAAGGCUUGUAAUGACAAGGCGACCUUCUCACCCCAGAUGAAGUGCAGCAUCUUUAUAUUAUAACCUAAUAGUGUGUGGAUGGUAUCAUAAUUCUUCCUGUUUUCAAGGCUCUGUUCUUAAAAUACCAGAGAACAUGCAAACACCACCACUGCAGGUGUGCAGGUCAUAAACAUGCCAUGUAGGUGAUCGAUCAGGGUCAGCACACAGAUGACCCAUUUUCCUCUACCUGCAACCUACUGUAAGUUUCAGAACUGCAAAGAAACUGAAUGUGUUCCACUGGUUUAAGAAUCCAGGGGAUACAUACACUGCUAUGGCAAAUAAUUAAAUAAGUCAGUUCAAUAUACAUGGUUUGAUUCCUAUAUUUACCAAUACAUACCUGUAAGCACUGAUGAAAGAUGGAGGAUACUGCAGAAAAAAUGUUAAGACUUGCCCUCAUUCAAUAAUUAAGGCUCACAGUCUACUGCCUUACAUGUAACGUUAUAACGUUAUAAAAUAAUAUAGUAAACCAAGCCUUUACACUUAAUAUCCUGGAUAACUUUACCUCAAUGUUAUCAAGCUGGGAUGUAUAAAUAAACAAAAAGGGGAAAAAAGAGGAAGUUAAACAUUCAAGCUGUAAUUUGUAAGCUUUGGGUCAGGACAUAAAAACCUGCCCGCAGGUUCUUUCAGUGGUUGGAACAGGCUCAUCAUAUUUGUUAGGCCCCAGGCAACUCUCCACAAUAAACUGUUUACUAUAAUAGGCCUGCCCUCCCCGGUUCAUUGGAGACCUGUCGAUACUUGGAAGAGUCUCAUGAAGGUGUUUAAAGUUAUUCUAGUGUAUAUUAUAUUUCAGUUUAAUAUUCAGUUACAGAACUUAUUUUACUAGUGAAGUAUUGGUCACUAUGAAAAGACACCAACACUGUGUAUGUACUGUGGGUAACUGUCAAUAAAAGGGGUAUGACAUACUGAAUUAGGAGCUGAGGCCACUCUGUUGAUCGGUAUUUCUUGAUUUGAAUUUGAACCGUUUACAAGAAAGUUAAGUCAGAAUUUACUGGGUCUGAGCAUAGUUAUAAAACCCAUGACACUGCUUUCUACCAUAAUUCAUGCUUUUCUUCACGUGCUACAGAGCCCUGAUGCUUUUGAAGUUUUCAUAGCUACAGUAGAUGCAAAGAAUAUUUUUCCAUGGUAAUGAGUUCCUUACAGGUUUCACAAUCGAGACAAAUUUUUUUUCUGAGCACAUGUAGAAGUUUAUAGGCAUGCCCUACAAAGUACAGUCUUAAACAAUCUAAUUUAUCAGUACACUGAAUGCUUAUUUGCUCUUAUACAAAAAUCACAUUCUAAGACAAGCCACAAACAUGUUUGUAAAAGAAUACAAAUUUAAGCUUAAUGUAAAGUGCAUGAUAUGAUGCGCUCUUAAAUUCAGUUACUUUGUAGAUAAUGCCACUCAUCAGGCAUAGAUGAUAUAUCACCAUUUAUGUGUUCUACAAUACAGCUUCAAUGGUGGUAUACCAGCCAGUCUAAGUGUUACAAAAGUUGUAGUCUCAAGUUUAUGCUGGCCUGCACAUCCCAGGUUAAUGAGGAAGUAGGUAUUUAUAUUUCUCUAGUAUACAAUUUCAAGUACACGUUUACGUUUUACUAUUUCAAAACAUAAGGGUACUUGUCUGAUUGAUCUUAGAAGAACAAAAUAUAGAGUGGAACCUAGUGGAGCUGGAGUGCCAGCUAAUGGCUAGUAAUCUCUAUCACUUGAAAAAAAUUUACAUUGCAGACAUAGCAAAACCAGCUUUCCCAUAUGAAACUUGAAUAGAGUUAUUUGCGGGUUGAUAGGAGAGCCUAGGAGAUAUGGUUAAUAUUAUUCCUGACAAGUUUUGCAUAUUAUCUAGCAACAAACAUGCUGUUUUCUAAAACUCAACCAUGCUCUAAUUACAAAAUAAUUACAAAAUACUAUCUUUAUAUACUGUGGCAUAUAUGUAUUUAAUGUCUUACUUUCUUCAAGAUAAGUUGUAUGUGCAAAACUAAUGCUACCACUGAACAAUGCACAUAUGAUAUAAAAAGAAUAUGCCAUGCUCCUAUAUUUUAUAAUAUUCUGCUUAUAAUAUUCUGCAUUUAAUAAUGUUUACUGUUUGCAAGUGGGAAGAGAUAAGUGAACUCCACAUUUACCUCCAACACACAGACUGGAUAGUGGGUGCAACAAGGAUGGAGUAUAGCAUCUCUGAUUUAAUGUACAAGUGACGAUGGAUGUAAAUUGGUAUUUUUCAGUGGCCAAGCACUGCAGUUGCAUGACAUUCUUUUGUAAAAUCUUAGUUUUAUUAUAUUUCCUUUUCUGGCAUAUUUUUUGUUGUUGUUAAAUGUCUAUUUAAUGCAAGCAGCAUUUCUAACCCUGUGUAUGAUGGCAGAGACAAAUGGAGUUCUACAUAUUAUGUGACACAUACAUGGUCUGACAGCAUCAUGGUUUUAGCCAUUGAUUUUGCAUAGAACAUGCUGUCUUACAUAGAACAAAGAAAGAUAUUCUUAUCUAAACCUUUGAGCUGAAUGAAUGGUGUUCUUUGCUUUGUCCUCUACCAUGUUUGAUCAAAGCAAGUUACUGAAAUUAAGACGUUAUGACCUUUCAGCUGUCAUUUAUUGAUCAUGGGUUACAUUCAUUUUACUAAUGAACCACAUUUCACACAUUAAGACUAGUGAUGUCCCGAACGGUUCGCCGCAGACUCAUCAUUGAGUAAACUUUGACCCUGUACCUCACAGUCAGCAGACACAUUCCAGCCAAUCAGCAGCAGACCCUCCCUCCCAGACCUUCCCACCUCCUGGACAGCUCACUAAGAAUGCAGCUUCACAAUGAAUGUAAAAUGGAUGCUGUCCAGGAGGUGGGAGGGUCUGGGAGGGAGGGUCUGCUGCUGAUUGGCUGGAAUGUGUCUGCUGACUGUGAGGUACAGGGUCAAAGUUUACUAAAUGAUGAGUCCGCGCCGAACCGUUCGGGACAUCACUAAUUAAGACACAUAAAUAUAAGUUACACUAGUGACACAGCCAAUAUGGGAAGUCUCUUGGGAUAAUACCUAUGUAUAAAUACGGAUACUCUAGCUUUGCUCUCCUGUACGAAUUCAGAGCUUUCAGUAUAUCUUGAUGUAGAUCAAGUUAAAGCAUUACAUAUUUCCUACAUCUGGUCUGGAGACAUCUUAAACAUAGUGAAAUAUGCCGAAUCCAAAGUAUGCGCCCUUUAUCUCUAAAGUCAGCACUUGAUCAUUCUGAUUCAUUAUCCAUCUGGUUUUCCAUAUGGAUUCGAGAAAUCAGGUGAAUUAUUUUCGGUCUCACUCUUUGACACCAUUGCUGUGGUUAGACCUUAAACUAUGAUAUGUGAGAUAAACUUAAAAGUGGAAAUAACAUCUAUCCAUGAUUGUUUAUCCGACAGCAAGAUUAUUGAUUAAAAGACAUUUUGUAAGGAAUAGGACAGAUCCUGAUAUUGUUGCAGCCUUCUACGUUCUGUCAGGCAUGGUUUAAAAGUGUUACCUCACAGUACAUGAAAAUCAUAUGGUCUUUAUGUGAAAAUAAAUAAUCACAGUGGUUACUUUAGCACCCCAUGGUAAGUUAAAUUCUUUCACACCGGGAGAUCAUGAAUUCCACACACAGAUGGGCAGAAAUGUCAAGCCUUGCCUGACUGAGGGUAAAAGUUAUAAGCAUCCCCCCCCAAAAUGCAUCUUUUAACCUUAUUUUAUAGCAUUUAUUUGGUAUAUCAUAUUACAAAUAGAUUGUUAGUAUUUCAUCUAUACAUCUUUUAACACCAUUGAUAGCAUUUAUUCGUUUUAUAUCCUUUCUGUUUAUCUAUAAGUGUAUCUAUGUGAUUGCUUUAGAGAUAUCUAAUUAAUAGGGACACUCACAGUACAUUUUAUGGCAUAUAUUAAAGCAUUAUUUAAAAUAGAAGAUGAUUGUCUAAGCCAUAUUGGGCGACGUCAAAAUGAUCUUUCUGUAAAUGUAUCUUCUAGUUGAGUGUUUCCCAAUCCAGUUCUUAAAGCACUCCAAACAGUGCAGGUUUUAUCAGUAUCUUCACUGGUACAGAAUUGGGAAAUACCAAAUCUAAAGCUGUUGGCGUUCUUUGAAGAUUGGAUUUGGAACCACUGUUCUAGACUACAUUAACUCAUAAAUGUUACAGCACAAUGUUUCAAUUAAUAUCUAGCUAUGCAAGUCCUGCAACCCAUAUGUUUAGUUAUUUUGUUUUUUUGAUAACAGAGUCCUUUUAUGUUUUAUUGUCCACUUUUCCAGUUCAGCAACUACUCUGACACAAUGAUGUAGUGGUCACACAAUGUAAAAAUGUGAUUCAUAAAUGUACUUGUAUCAAUUUCCUCUAAUUCAAAGCAGUGAAUUUACACAAUCAAAUCAAUGUUCACACUCACUCUUUUAAAAUUAUCAAUUGGCACUUUCACAGUUGUAGAUAAACAACGAUCCACUCCAACCUUACCUAGUGAUUUGCUAUCAUAGUGAUUAAAUAAUAAAGACUUUUAAAAGUCUUUGAUAAAGUUAAAAAGUCUUUGAUAAAUAUGGCAACAUAAUUACGUUGAGUAAGAGAGCUUUGGUUUUAGGGGGUCAAUGGAAUACUUGCUUCUACUUCAUCUGGCUGACAACUAUAGGAGUUACACAUCACAGCACCUUAAAAGCAGGGACCUCCUAAAACCUACAUAUUCACUAUUCCUUACUCUAGGUCCCUCUAUCACUACCCCAAACCUAAGCCAACUAUCUCUAAAUACCCUUAACUUUACAUUUUCCUUAACUUUACAUUUUCCUUAUCAGCCUCACUUUAUCAAGACAUAAAUGUAUUUUUUUAACUUCAAAUUUUUUUUACUAGAUACAUCGGUUGUAAAGUUAAAAAUACUUAUUCUUGCAUGGUGCUGUUUUGGCAUAUACUCAUUCUCCAUGACUCUCCCACUGAGGUGGCUGUGAAUGAGAAGCAAAGAUUGAUGCUCACUAGGCUACUAACCAAGGGCUUCAAAUCAGUUUAAUGAAGAAUACUUUAUAGAAUGCAUAACACAAACUUGUAUUAGCAUUAAAAAAAACAAAACAAAUUAAUUAACUCAAACCUGAGAUGCCCCUUUACAUCACAUCUAAAUGUGUAAUGACAGAGUUUAAUUGUGCAUUGGUCAUAAGUAAAAUUUUAAUGGAAUUAUGGGUCUAGUAACAUUGCAAACUCCACACUCCCCAGUUAAAGUAAUCAAUUCACUGCCCAUCAGGCUUGAGAAUGUGAAAUAAAAGCCAAAGACUGUUAGACUAUCCAAAGCAAUAUGGUUCUUUAAUUCAUUAUAUAUAAACUUAAAUUGCAUAUCGAUUGAAAUCACCAUAAAAAACCUAUGUGAAUCAGGGAUCAGACAGGUCAAUGGUCUGAGAACAAGCAGCAUGGAGGCAUAACACAGUUAAUUAUAACUGGAAGUGGACAUCUGUUAAUCUGACCUUUCACCUUCAUUAUUAUAGGGCAGGAGAACAUAUUGCCCAGGUCACCCUAUUGAUUACCUGACUUUCAGAUUUAAACACGGUCUACCACAAACGCUUGUCUCACUGAACAUUAAACAAAUGCCAGACAUAUUUGUUUGGUAUGUAUUAUAUUCAUAAACUUGCAGUAGGUAAAAAAAAAGAGUUCUAUCCUGUUUCCUCUGCUAAAUGUGUGUUUUUUUUUUAUUAUUCUUUAUUUUUGUAUGACAUGAGAAAAAGACACAACAGUAAUGGUACAGCAAAAUACGUUCCACAAAUUAUCAGGUAUUCUUGUAUUCUAAGUUAUUCACAAGGUACGAGGACAGUGAACAUCUAUGUGAUACCAUUACACUUAAGGUUUGCAAAUUGGCAGUCAUAGUUUCUAUAAUAUUAAUUUCCUUAAGAUAAAGGGAGAUAGGAAAAGAAAAAGAGAAAAUAGAGAGGAAGUAGUAAUAAAAGGCAGAGCUUGAAAUGCCUUGUCAGGAGUAUACGGUGGACAGGGGGGAGCAAAGGGGAGGAAUCAGUGUCCAUGGGGAGUGGUAGGUAGAAGGGUCGGCUUCAGAAGUGUAUGAGAGCCUCAAGCAUGGUCAAGUUGCCCCGCCAACCUGCCCUCAUUAAAUUCCCAAAGGACUGUUCUCCCGUGGUUCCAAAACUUUUUUAAAUGCUUUAGUGGCUCCCCUCACUCUAGCUGUCAGAUCAUUCAUCAAGUGAAUCUCUUUGAUUCUGGUUAUCACUCCCGCAAAAUUUGGGCUCCCCUGUUUCAGCCAGGAUUUUAUGUAUAAGUUUUUUUUUGGUUCUGGUCAAACCGUCUAUGGAUCUAUUUAGCAGAUACACCCAAGGGUCUAGUUCCAGGGCCGUAGAGAACACCUGAUUUAACAAAUUCUUAACCAAAUUCCAGAAUCUUACCUUGAGUGGGCACUCCCACCACAUAUGCAAGUAUAUCCCCUUCAAUCAGCAUCCCCUUCAACAAAUGUCAGUUGUGGAUUUGUUCAUUCUUUACUGGAGUUGUGUACCAUCGAGAAUUGUUCCUGGAGGUUUACGCACAUAGAAGUGGUAUUGCUAGCUUCCCAUAUCUCCUGCCAUUCAAUACCCUCUAGUUCCUCACCUGGAUCGCGUUCCUACUGGUCAGCAUAUGUCAGUUUACCCCAUUCCCCAUUCUCCAAGCAGAGGUGGGCGUAAAGUAGUGUUAUCAAUCCUUUAGUCAUAAUUUCGGACAUGCAGAUACGUUUGAAGAACGUCAACAGUUUAUGCGCUGCUACUUUGAUGUGGGGUUGUUUCGCAAAAUCUAAAAUUUUUAGAUACCUAAAGAAAUUGGAAGGCAUAAGAUGCUUCCGUUGUUUGAGGUCAUUGAAAGUAAUGACCUUGGCACCCUGGAAUAAGUGGCAUAUCCUCUGAAGGGCUGCCUGCUCCAGAUUUUGGAAGUGCCCAGCAGUCAGACCUGGGAGAAAUACCCUGUUGCGGAGGUUAGGCAUAAGGGGAAAAAGGGAUGAUGCCAACUUAUACUUUUGCUUCGACGAGUCCCAGAUUCUCAAAAAGUUUCCGCUUUUUCGGCCGAUACAAUACCUGCCUGGAUAUUCGUGUCAUUUAUUUUGCCACAUAAAUGUACCUAUGGCUUGUUGUAAGGGUAGUAGGUGCGCCUUAGUGAUAUGUAUAGGUAGCGCCUGGAACAGGAAAAGGAUACGUGGCAGGACGUUCAUUUUUACAGAAUUAAUCUGUCCUAUCCACGAUAUGGGUUUGUCAGUCCACUUGUCCAUGUCCUUUGUCAGUGUUUUCAUUAAGGGCAUGUAGUUAUGGUUAUAUAAUUUCUCUGGGUCCGCUGUUAAGUGAAUCCCUAAGUACUUGAGAGAGCUUUUUUCAAUGUGUAUUUUAUAUGUAUGGUACAAUUAAUAUUCUCUUGGAUAUGCCCACGUCUGCUCUUUGAGGAUAUGCAGCUGGUAGCCACUCUACCCACGAUCUAGUAGCUAUCCCCACCCUCCAAACCCCAACCCCACCCGUGUGCCCUGACCCCAAAGAAUAAAGGGAGAAAGGAAAGAAAGAAAAGAGAAAAGGUACGCAAUAUGCAUACCUAGAGAGAUUUGAAAGUCGUCUGGUCUUACUAAUAGCCAGAUCCAUGCGGGGUACAUAGUCUGGCACCUCUACCACGCACAUCGCUCGUGAGAGAUGUGGUUCCUGUACAUGCUGCAAUGCCACAUUUGUACUCUAGAAAGCCAGCAAAUACUUUAACUGCUCGAACUAUGCACCAAGUAUAAGAAUAUACAGUAUUGCAACAACAAUGAGACAAUAAUUGCACAAUUAACAUGCUUCAUAAACCCACGGGUGUAGGCCUCAUCACUACUUGGGUGCUACCUAGGUGGGCAUGUUACCUUGUCUCUUCAGGGAAAGAAGGUGUUGGCGGACAAGGGAAGGGGGGGGUUAUAGGAAAAUGGGACUUAAGAUCUAAGGACGAUAUCAACCUACCUCGGCAGAUGGCCCAGAAGAAAUCUCCACCUAACCUACUGGUCUCCCUAGACGUCAAUAGUAAGUUAUUAUCUUAGGGAGGACAGUCUUUAUAAGAGGCCUAUAAAGUUACGAUUUAAUUUUGUACCUGUGGAUCACUUGAGAGCAAAGGGUCAAUUUUGUAAGGCCGUUGUAUGAUGCAGCAAACAGUUUCUUAAGAGCGUGCUCAUAAGGGAGGUCUCUCUGUUGAUGACUUGGGACUUAGUAAGCUACCCUUUAAGAAUAGUUCGGCCCUAUUUAGAAUUACAUUUUGAAACUGCAUAUUCCGUUUGGAAAUAAAUUUUAAAUUUAAGCAAAGAAUAUCCAUGCUUGUAAAAUAACAGAGUUGCUCUAGGCAAAUGAACUUGCGAGGAGAAUCAUCACUGGUGUACUUUCACUGACUGUACAAGAAUACAAAAUAGGGAAGAUAUUAAAUAUACCACACGACAACAGGAUCCUCCAUAAAUCUUCUCAUGUAUAUGCAAUAUGAUACCAUAAGCAUCAUAAGAGAAGAUGCCUGUUUCCAUCAGAUGUUCCAAGUGACUGGCUGAUGGAAAAUGGCAAGAUCUGUUGUUUGACACAUUUUUCCAAAAAUAACCCUCUACACACGUUGAAGUUUUUCUUAAGAUAAACUAAAACAGUUCAUAAAGAUCACAUCUUUGGAGGCGGAGCCAAGCCACUGCACUGAACGGUCGCAUGCUGUCCGAACUCCGGGACAAAAAGCUAUUAAUAACCCUCCAAUAUACCCCAAAACACACAUAUUGGCUAUUAACUGGAUCCCCAAGCUGCUACCAACACAAUGGGACAGAAGACGAAAAAGCCCAGACCCGAUAAGCCUCGGCAGAACGUGAGCAUCGGCGACCUCUGGAGACAAGCUCAGGGCGCCAUAGGACCAAACAUGGCCGCCUUCAACGAUGAAUGCUCUGACUUUUCGGAUGACUACAUGCCUGGAACAGAAACAGAGCCCCCACCUGCACCGAAGGCUCCUCUCCCAGCUCCCUCACCACCGGAGCCGCCUCCACUCACUACAGCAAUCAUGAAGAAACUGCUGGUAGGGGUUCAGCUUGCCAUACAGUCCGACAUGGCCCAGAUACGCAAAGACCUCCAGGGCCUAACGGGUCGUCUAAACGUACUGGAGCAAGACUCCAACUUGAAUGUCAAACACACCAAGCACCUGCAACAGGCAGUAAACGACCUGCAGAAGCAGAACCUUAAAUAUGACUUACAAUUUGCAGCACUGGAGGACCAGAGGCGAAGCGGGAAUUAAGAUCCGAGGGAUCACGGAGGAGAUGCCGGAGGCCGAGGUACCACAUUUCGUUCAGCGACUCAUAAUGGCCCUCCUAUCCCCUAAGUACGCAAAGCAGGUGACCCCAGAGGGGAUGUUAUGUCUCCCGAGGCCCGCCAAGGCACCUAAGACGCUACCUAGGGAUCUUCUAGUGCGCUUCUCCUACACCAGAGACAAAAUAGCGGUGAUGUCAGCAACGCGCCACCAAAGUCCUUACCAAUUUGAAAACCAGUCGCUGUCUUUCUACACGGACCUGUCGAAGUCCACACUGGCCUGGCGCCGCUCGCUGCAGUCCCUCACCUCCCUCCUCUGCACGCAAAACAUCGUCUAUAAGUGGAAGGGACCACACGCGCUGCAAAUCCAUCAGGGAGACUCCACACACACCAUUCAUGACCUGCAGGACGCAAGAGAACUCCUUCCCACCCUGGGCCUGCAGCAGGAUUCCUUAACACCAAGGGGACCAAGCACCACCUCCAUACCUCUUGGGCUAGGGGACCCGGCAACAGCUGUCUCGUUUGUCCCCCCGACGACAUGUUGCAGAGAACUAUGCAGCGGUAACGACCUGACAGAGCGCCGGCAGCAAAUGGAGUCCACAACCACAUACCCGUAGCCCCCCUGACCCACGGACUAACCCGAACAUCUAUGGACUCCGGCAACAACGCCUUCGCAACCCCCCAUCGCAGGGUGUCGACCAAGCAAAUUACAGGGACACUUGUAACUCGCAGGAUCAGCCUGCAGUAACCACACCAUACGGUCUGAGAAGACCACAAGGUGUCCUGACAUUCACAGGCAACGUCAUGGUUAACUGUUUACCUAAAUAACAUUACAACUUUGUCUCCUACAGCACCUACAUGACAUGUCUGCCAUUAUACUUAACCCACAUUACACUCCUUCCAAAGUUCACUUUUUAACCCUUGCAUACCUGGGUAGAAAGCUAAUUGCCCAGGACAUACCCUACAGAACCAAAUUUCUUUACUGCAUUCUACAUGAUCGUACUGCAUUACAGCAAGCGAGACACUACCAACCUUAAACGUUCAGCCGACAUUUCGCCUUUAACUUGGCUCCAAGCAUUACAUAGCUGUACAACGUCAAGUCAGGGUAAAUAUUUACGUGGCACCAAUUGCUCUGUAUAGACCCGAGCAUGGUAUAUAUUAUUAUAUUUUGAGUCACCUUUUAUACGCUUACCAAGCUAGGCGCUCUAGGCUGCGCAGUAUCACUCCUCCGACAACUCUCAGAUAAACAGCGACGGUCCACUUAGUGAAUAACCGCGGAUUAAAUUGUACAGACAAACACUCAGCCCUAACACUAAGACCACACACCGGCUUACUGACAUACCCUGCUUAAGUCGGUCUCACUAGUUUAUGUCAGGAUUACUGUUUGAUUCAGCACGUAGAACUGUACAGCACGGAUGACAAAUAAGUAACGUAUUACCGGUCCUUAGAAUGGCCGGAUUUAACGUACAAAGAAUAGUCAAAAAUACUAGCCGAGGUCAGGGAACACAGAAAGGGACACAGCGAUGAGGAAAGCCAGGAGUCAGGAUACCAGAAUGUAGAGAAGUCAAUAAACAAAGCCAAAGUCAAAAACCAGGUAGAAAACUAUAAACAGGAACGCGCUCUCGGACAACCACAAGGGAAACCACGACAGGGCACUGAGCAGGCUGAGAACUGGGCCUAAAUAACCCUCCUUUAGUUCUGAUAGGCUGUAACCGGCCUUUGACCCCAAAGUCAGUUACCAGGUUUCAUUUGCAUAAUUGCUGCUCAGCAUUAACCCUUCUGUGGAUUAGGUUGCUGCUCGGCACAACUUUUCCUGUGUGGACAGUAAAUGUCAUUAACCACUUUUCUAUAAGCGGAUGAAUACAUGACACCAGGUUUUCAUUUGCACAAUUACUGCUCAGCAUUAAACCUUCUGUGGAUUAGGUUGCUGCUCGGCACAACUUUUCCUGUGUGGACAGUAAAUGUCAUUAACCACAUUUCUAUAAGGGGAUGAAUACGUGACAGUUUAACAUUGAGCAGCAAUAGCCAGCUCUAUAUUGCUAACGUAACCUAGGUUUCCUUUAUUAGCUAAUAAGCAGACCUGACAUGUUUUUGUGUUUUGUUGGCAAUGUAAUGCCUAGCGAUUUCAUAUUUGGUUUAUCUUUAGUUUAUCUUGAUGUUUAACGCACACAGCUAAGAUAUGCCUCAAUUAGUCAAGAAGGUGACACUAGCACAUUACACUCAGUCAGUCUGUUAAAUUGAAUUAGGGUACCUUGUCUGCCUCACCCUACAACUGACAUGCUGACUUAAACAUUGUUGAUACCACUUUAAAUUAUAAAAUGUGCAAUGUACAAUUAUGCCAAACAAUUGUCUUCAUAUGUUGAUCUACAAACAGGCAAUAGCUGUGGCAUUGCUUGCUUUGUUUUUCCUAUGCACAAUAAAAUAAAGAAUUAAAAAAUGUUUUAAUUUUGACUGCUUUAGUGGUUAAGAUUAGAGAUGAGCGGAUACCUGGAUGAGCGGACUCGAACUUGAUGCGAACUUGACCCCGAACUCCAACCCCAUUGAAGUCAAUGGGGACCCAAACUUGGGUACUAAAAUGGCUCUAUAAAAGUUCUGGAAAGGGCUAGUGGGCUGCAAAAGGAAGUAAAAUGGGGGUAAGAGUAGGACAAGUGCCCUGCAAACAAAUCUGGAUAGGGAAAUAACUUAAAAUAACAUAAAUUAUAUAAAAAUUAAAAAUAAUAAUCUUGAACUAGGAGGAGGAGGUGGAUGUGAAGUAGGAGGUUGAGGAGGCGGUUGAGGCGGAGGAGGUAGCCAACACUGUAUUUUUUUUUUUUUAAUUGGGGUAGCCCCCAAAAUAUUGGGACAUAUAAAAAAAGAAAACAAAGAAUAAGUGCAUUUGAGUAUAACAAUGGCUAGGUGAGGCUGGUAUAAAUGUCUAUUCUGCACAAGGUACAGACAAGUCUAGUGGGAUCCAUGCCUGGUUCAUUUUAAUAAACGUGAGCUUGUCCAUGUUGGCUGUGGACAGGUGGCUGCGCCUGUCUGUCAUAAUGCUCCCUGCCAUGCUAAACACACGUUCAGACAAUACACUGGCUGCAGGGCAGGCCCGCACCUCCAAGGCAUAAAGGGCAAGCUCAGGCCAUGUGCCCAAUUUGGAGACCCAGAAUUUGAAUGGGGCAGACCCAUCAGUAAGUACGUGUAGGCGUGUGCACACGUACUUGUUUCACCAUGUUGCUGAAAUGCUGCCUCCUGCUAAAACGUUCCAUAUCAGCUGGUGGUGCUGGUUGUUGUGGCGUGCUGACAAAGCUUUUCCACAUUUCGGCCAUGCUAAUCCUGCCUUCUGAGGUGCUGGCGGUGCCCCAGCUGCAUUGGCGACCUCUUCCUCCUCCUCUGCCUUCGCCUUGUGCUUCGGCUGAGCCCCCGGUGUCAGUUGGGAAUGCCCUCAGCAGCGCGUCUACCAGCGUGCGCUUCUAGUCGCGCAUCUUUCGAUCAUGCUCCAGUGAGGGAAUUAAGGAUGGCACGUUGUCCUUGUAAUGGGAAUCCAGCAGGGUGGCCAUCCAGUAAUCAGCACAAGUUAGAAUGUGGGCAACUCGGCAGUCAUUGUGCAGGCACUGCAGCAUGUAGUCGCUCAUGUGUGCCAGGCUGCCCAGAGGCAAGGACAAGCUGUGUCCUCCGUAUCACCCCAGCCACGCUUCAGUGAUGCCCACGAGCUGCGUUGGGUGCCACGCUGCUGUGAACACGGUUCCUCCUCCUCCUCCUCCUCCUCCUCAUCCUCCAGAACUGUGCCCUGGCUGGACAAUUGUGUACCUGGCCUAUGCUGGUGCAGGAACCCACCCUCUGAGCCACUUGUGAAUGACUGGCCUUAUAACCGUGGAAAUGACCCCUCUUCCUCCUCCUCUUCCUCCUGUGCCACAUCCUCUUCCAUCAUCGCCCAAAGCAUUUUUUCAAGGAGACAUAGAAGCGGGAUAGUAAGGCUGAGAACGGCGUCAGCGGCACUGGCUAUGUUGGUGGAGUACUCAAAAAAGUGCAACAUGGCACACAGGUCUUGCAUGGAGGCCCACUCAUUAGUGGUGAAGUGCUGCAGCUGAAGCUCCACUAUCGCCUGCUGCUGCUAGCACAGCCUCUCCAGCAUGUGCAAGGUGGAGUUCCACCUUGUGGGCACGUCGCAUAUGAUGCGGUGAGCAGGAAGGCCGAAGUUACGCUGCAGUGCAAACAGGCGAGCAGCAGCAGGGUGAGAACCCCAAAAGUGCGCACAGAUGGUCCGCACUUUCUGCAGCAGCUCUGAUAUAUCUGGGUAAUUUUUCAGGAAUUUCUGCACCACCAAAUUCAGCACAUGCGCCAGGCAAGGAAUGUGCGUCAAACCGGCUAGGCCCAGAGCUGCUACGAGAUUUCGCCCAUUAUCGCACACCACCAGGUCAGGCUUGAGGCUCAGUGGCAACAACCACUCAUUGGUCUGUUGUUCCAUGCCCAUCCACAGCUCCUGCGUGGUGUGGGUUUUUCCCCCCAAACAUAUGAGUUUUAAAACGGCCUGCUGUCAUUUCCCCCUGGCUGUUCUGAAGUUAGUGGUGAAGGUGUUACGCUGACUGGAUGAGGAAGUGGUAGAGGAGGAGGAAGCGGAGGAGGAGGAGGAGGCGGCAACAGGAGGCAAAGAGAAAUGCCCUGCAAUCCUCGGUGGCGGAAGGACAUGUGCCAAACUGAUAUCCACCUCAGGCCCAGCCGCCACUACAUUUUCCCAGUGUGCAGUUAGGGAGAUAUAGCGUCCCUGCCCAUGUUUACUGGUCCACGUAUCAGUGUGUGGACCUUGCCCCAGAUGGCCUUGCACAGUGCACACCUGAUUUUGUCUGCCAAUUGGUUGUGCAGGGAAGGGAUGGCUCGCCUGGAAAAGUAGUGGCGGCUGGGAACCACUUACUUUGGGACAGCCACCGCCAUCAGGUUUUUAAAACUGUCCGUCCCCACCAGACUGAAUAACAGCAUUUCAAAGGUCCCAAAUUUUGAAAUGCUAGCAUUCAGGGCCAGGGAUCAUGGGUGGGUAGGGGGAUACUUCAUCUUUCUCUCCAGUGCUUGGGAGAUGGACAGCUGAAUGCUUCCAUGGGACAGUGUGGAGAUGCUUGAGGACGGUGGCGGACAUGGUGGCAUUGCUGCCACAUCCUCUGUUUGAGGGGUGGCAGGUGCCACUGUCACUCCAGAGGUGGAGGAAGAGACCGAGCAGAAUAAGAAGCAGGAGGAGCCUGAGACCUUUCUUGGUUUUUGAGGCGCUUACUCCACUGCAGCUCGUGCUUUGCAUGUAGAUGCCUGGUCCUUCAAGUUGUGCUCAGGUUUAGAACGUUUAUGCCUCGCUUCAGGCUCUGAUUGCACAGCGUGCAAACCACUCAUGUCUUGUCGUCAGCACAUUGUCUGAAGAACUGCCACGCCAGGGAACUCGUUAAAGCUGGCUUUGGUGUGCUCGGUCCCUCGGUGCAGUGGGCAGUAGCAGGCGUACUGUCUAGGGGACGGCCGCUCCGCUUUUGCACCCUGCUCCCUCUUAAGCUGUGCUGGUGCCUCUGUGUGACCACCGCCUCUUCCUCCAAACUGCACUCGUCACUUGCAUGACCUUGAUUCCAUGUGGGGUCUAGGACCUCAUCAUCCUCCACAUCAUCUUCCACCCACACCUCAACCCUGCCCUCCUUGCAGAAAGCCUCAGUAGUUGGCACCUGUGUUUCGCCAUCAUCAGAGACAUGCUGCGGUGGUCCUUGCAUGUCCACAUCCUGACACAUAAGUGGUUGUGCAACAGUGCACUCAAUCUCUUCCACUUCUGGGGCAGGGCUAGGUGGCUGGCCCACGGAAACCCCGCGAGCAGAGUCAUCUAAAAGCAUGACUUGUUGCUCAGACUGCUUGGCUGAUUUGCAAGGGGCUGAGGUGAAAGACAGAUGGCCAUGGGCUGUAGGUGCCAACUCUGAGCUUUCAGCAGGGGACCAGGUGGGAGACAUGUGAGGGAACUGGAGGCACUGUCAGCCAUCCAAUCUUCUAUCGCCUAUACUUGUUCUGGCCUCACCAUUUGUAGAGCGGCAUUCGGGCCUACCAAAUAACGCUGAAGGUUCUGUCACCUACUCUCACCUGAGGAAGGUGUUUUACCUGUGCGUGUAGCUGGCACAGAUCGACCACGUCCUCUCCCUGCAACAGGAGCUCCACCAAAACCAGCAGCACCACAACCAGGGCCACGUCCCUUAUUUGACGCUCUCCUCAUUCCUUGCGUUCACCCACCAAACUAACAGAUGGUUUAAAUUUGAAUUUUUCAAAGUGCGAUGUAACCACAGUAUUUGACGGUUCUAUUUGACUCUCAGAUAUGAAGUGCACACCCCAAAUUUACUUUUAAGCACAAAAAGAAUGAGAAUUUUUAAAAGUGCAAUGUAAGCACAGUAUUUGGCGGCUCUAUUUGACUCUCAGAUAUGAAGUGCAGCGCAGGCAGAAAAUGUACUAUUUAGCACCCAAAAAUUUUUAAUUUUUCAAACUGCGAUGUAACCACAGUAUUUAACGGUUCUAUUUGACUCUCAGAUAUGAAGUGCAUGCCCCAAAUUUACUUUUUAGCACCAAAAAAAUUAUAAUUUUCAAAAGUGAGAUGUAACCACAGUAUUUGAUGGUUCUAUUUGACUCUCAGAUAUGAAGUGCACGCCCCAAAUUUACUUUUUAGCACCAAAAAAAUGUGAAUUGUUAAAAGUGCGAUGUAACCAUAGUAUUUGACAGUUCUAUUUGACUCUCAGAUAUGAAGUGCACUGCAGGCAGCAAAUGUACUAUUUAGCACCCAAAAAAUUAAAAUUUUUAAAAGUGCGAUGUAACCACAGUGUUUGAUGGUUCUAUUUGACUCUCAGAUACGUAGUGCACGCCACAAAUGUACUUUUUAGCACCCAAAUAAAUUGAAUUGGUCAAACUGCGAUGUAACCACAGUAUUUAAAAAUGCCUAGAUGUUGCCCACUGAGCUACCAGAACAGGAUUAAAGUAAUGUGCCUGGCACACAUGCACUUGCAAGUUUCCACCUAACAAACAGAUUGAUUGCUUAUUUCUUUGUGGCACUGGGCUCAGGGCAGGGUACAAAAAUGUAGUAUAGCACCCACAAAAAUAAUUGCUGUAGUUUACAGAUUCAACACCAGAAUUCUUUCCUAAUCUGUCCCUCACAGCUGCAGCCUCCUCUCCCUACACUAAUAAGAGCUCAUGUGAAUCCAGCUUAUAUAGAGGCUGGGUCACAUACUGCACUGGCCAAUCACAGCCAUGCCAUUAGUAGGCAUGGCUGUGAUGGCUUCUAAGGGCACACGAGUCAGCUUUUCAAAACGCGCCAUUAAAUCGCCGAACACUGAACUCGAACCCGAACUUUUACUGAAAUAUAGAAACAUAGAAACAUAGAAUGUGACGGCAGAUAAGAACCAUUUGGCCCAUCUAGUCUUCCCAAUUUUCAAAAUACUUUCAUUAGUCCCUAGCCUUAUCUUAUCGUUAGGAUAGCCUUAUGCCUAUCCCACGCAUGCUUAAACACCUUUACUGUGUUACUGUGUUGUUAAAUAUCCGUGUUCAGGGUCCAAAAAUCGUAAUGUUCGGGUUCGCUCAUCUCUACUAAGGGCACACAAGUCAAAAGCUUGUUGAUUGGCUGCCCUGCAGCUUUUCAAAACGCGCCAUUAAAUCGCCGAAUACCGAACUCGAACUGUUACUGAAAUGUCCGUGUUCGGGUUCGGGGUCCAAAAAUCGUAAUGUUCGGUACGAACCCGAACUUUACAGUUCAGGUUCGCUCAUCUCUAGUUAAGAUGCUAAUAUGCUAAAAUUGUAAAGCACUGUGGAAUAUGCUGGCGCAAUAUAUAUGCUAAUAAUAAUAUACUCUAACACAUGCUCAUGAGCCACUGCCUUAUAGCAUAAAACCCAUGAGACUGUACAGAGUUUUUGUUUCUACUCUACCAAUUAUUUACCCAAGUCUGUAUGUUAUUUCGAUUAACGGUUUUGAAGGAAGACAUCGAGAAAGAGAGAGCGUGCCUUUUUUUCUUUUGUGUUAGGGAUCUGGCCUUUAACUUGAUUUACUAUAAUUUAAUACACACUUGUAGCUUUUUAUUUAAUGUACAAAAAAUGUUCUGAAUUACAGGUUGGCCUUUAUAUUUCUGUUAAUUAAAAGCCUUGACAUUUUUCCAUUUCAAACACAUUUAAGUAUGCACGGUUGAAUGUAUGCUAUGUAUAAUCUCUUAAUCACAUUGAUUUAAAGCAUAAUGUUUACAUAUUUGAAAUAGUAAGCCUGCCACAUUUGAUUGGCACUGUGUCAUUUGGCCAUGGAAUGCAUUCACUGCCCCUUUUAUUUUCCCAUAGAGAUGACAUUUAAUAUGUACUAACAUGAAGCACAUGGCGGAGUAAAAAAACAAACUAUAAAGUGACAGCAGACAAACCAUCUUUUUACUCACUGUCUCUUCUACAAAAACAAAAGCAGACAGAUGCAAUUGCUAGAAUAACAUAUUACCAUGAUUAACAAUAGUAGUCAACCCUUUAAUUGCUUAUUAGAUUCUGUACUUCUACUCUGAUUAUUUAACAAACAAAAACUUGUUUGAGACUUGAAUGAGGAAUAACAGGGAAAAGCUAUUGAGUUUUUGCAAUUUACUCUGUUUUGUAUCUUCUGUUUGUUUUUGCUCUAAAACAUUUCCUUAGGGUUUCUCUUUGUAAAAUGGUUAAUCCAGACAUGGACCCUUUCUUUUCAAAUAAUUUUUAUUAAAGUUUUUAAAAUUUUUGUAUAACAAAUGAUAGUAAUACAAACAUUGUAUUAGAGACUUGGAUCCUUUCUCAUAGUGUCUAGACUCUAGAGGUUUAUGAGCUACACCUCACCUAAGAGUCCAAUGGAGUCUGAAAAAAUUAUCUGGAGAUGCACGGCUGCCAUUAUGGGUGGAAUCAGUCUGAUAUGUGAGUGUAGUAGAUUAUCUCUGUGGUGGCCCAAGUGAGCAAAACCUGUUUGAGACCUGAGUGAGGACUACCUGAAAGGGAAGCUACUCGUUUUAGCAAAAGUAUCAUAUUCUUCCCUUGUCUAAUAUCUUCCUUCUUUUCCACAAAAAAUUUCCACAUCCCUCCUCCAAAUUAAAAAGGCAGUCAGGAUUCACUAAAAAUAAAAAGGAUACAUUAAUCCUACAAAUUCAAAUUUUGCCUAUAAAUAGUUGUGCAUUUACAUCAUCUGUAUUUGUCUUACCUUGUACAAUAAUUACAAUAAUGAACACAAUAUCUCUGUCAACGUUAUUAGAUACAGAAAGGUGGCCUUGGGACACGGGUCUCUAAGACUGUGUUUUCCCUCUGUGUACUCCCAUAUCAUUUUGUCAGAGAUGAAAGGAAAGUGAUAACAGCGAGACAGUGGCUGACUGAAGCUUCCUCAGACUUGCUGAGUGACUGCUACACCUCCAGGUUGCUCUGGGCCAGUAAAUGCACGAUCACAAGCCCCCUCCACAUAUUUUAUUGUCUUACUUUGGUACGUAAGUAUUGUCACACACUAUAAAAGCAGUAAUAUUUAUAUUCUGGCUACUACCGCACAAAUGUGAUUUCAAAACAUACUGUCUGUAAAACAAGAGCCCAAAUGCAUUUAAGCCUUCAUUAACUUAAAAAAAAAUGAACAUAAAAUGUAUUUGAAACAUUUUCAGCAUUACUUCCAUGCAUAUGGAAGUAAAAAAAUUUUUUUAAUAAAAUAUUUGUUUAGAAAUAACUAAAAUGACAUUAAUUACCCAAUUAUAAAUAUCCAAUUAUUCUUUCAUCCUUUACAGACCAUAAAAUAUUACAGUUUAUAGUGUUCCCCCUCAAUUCUGUAUUCUUAAAGGACCACUAUAGUGCUAGGAAAACAUACUCGUUUUCCUGGCACUAUAGUGCCCUGAGGGUGCCUCCACCCUCAGGGUCCCCCUCCCGCCGAGCUCUGGGGAAAGGGAGGGGUUAAAAUCUUACCUUUCUCCAGCGCCGGGCGGGGAGUUUUCCUCCACCUCUCCUCCUUCCUAGCGACGUCAUCGGCUGAAUGUGCAUGCGCGGCCACGCGCGCAUUCAGCCAGUUCAUAGGAAAGCAUUAUCAAUGCCUUCCUAUGGAUGCUGGUGUCUUCUCACUGUGAUUUUCACAGUGAGAAGCACGCAAGCGCCUCUAGCGGCUGUCAAUGAGACAGCCACUAGAGGCUCUAGAGGCUGGAUUAACCCUCAAUGUAAACAUGUUAAUAAAAAAAGGGUUAACCCUAGCUGGACCAGGCACCCAGACCACUUCAUUAAGCUGAAGUGGUCUGGGUGCCUAUAGUGGUCCUAUAAAUCAGCACUGUCACCAGUGGUGUAACCAGAGUCACCGUCUCCUGGGCAGAACAAAAUUUUGCCCCCCCAUGUAUCACCAACCCCAACACCCAUUCACCCUGUCCAUCUGGUUAUAUGCCUAAUUGAACGCAAGUAACAUAGAAACAUAGAAUGUGACGGUAGAUAAGAACCAUUUGGCCAAUCUAGUCUGCCCAAUUUUCUAAAUACUUUCAUUAGUCCCUGGCCUUAUCUUAUAGUUAGGAUAGCCUUAUACCUAUCCCACACAUGCUUAAACUCCUUUACUUUGUUAACCUCUACCACUUCAGCUGGAAGGCUAUUCCAUGCAUCCACUACCCUCUCAGUAAAGUAAUACUUCCUGAUAUUAUUUUUAAACCUUUGUCCCUCUAAUUUAAGACUAUGUCCUCUUGUUGUGGUAGUUUUUCUUCUUUUAAAUAUAGUCUCCUCCUUUACUGUAUUGAUUCCCUUUAUGUAUUUAAAUGUUUCUAUCAUAUCCCCCCUGUCUCGUCUUUCCUCCAAGCUAUACAUGUUAAGAUCCUUUAACCUUUCCUGGUAAGUUUUAUCCCGCAAUCCAUGAACCAGUUUAGUAGCCCUUCUCUGAACUCUCUCUAAGGUAUCAAUAUCCUUCUGAAGAUACGGUCUCCAGUACUGUGUACAAUACUCCAAGUGAGGUCUCACCAGUGUUCUGUACAAUGGCAUGAGCACUUCCCUCUUUCUACUGCUAAUACCUCUCCCUAUACAACAAGCAUUCUGCUAGCAUUUCCUGCUGCUCUAUUACAUUGUCUGCCUACCUUUAAGUCAUCAGAAAUAAUCACCCCUAAAUCCCUUUCCUCAGAUGUUGAGGUUAGAACUCUAUCAAAUAUUCUGUACUCUGCCCUUGGGUUUACGUCCAAGAUGCAUUAUCUUGCACUUAUCCACAUUGAAUGUCAGUUUCCACAAUUCUGACCAUUUUUCUAGUUUACCUAAAUCAUUUGCCAUUUGGCUUAUCCAUCCUGGAACAUCAACCCUGUUACAUAUCUUAGUAUCAUCAGCAAAAAGACAUACCUUACCAUCAAGACCUUCUGCAAUAUCACUAAUAAAAAUAUUAAAGAGAAUGGGUCCAAGUACAGAUCCCUGAGGUACCCCACUGGUGACAAGUCCAAGCUUCGAAUAUAUUCCAUUGACUACAACCCUCUGUUGCCUGUCACUCAGCCACUGCCUUACCCAUUCAACAAUAUUGGAAUCCAAACUUAAAGAUUGCAGUUUAUUGAUAAGCCUUCUAUGUGCAACAGUGUCAAAAGCCUUACUGAAAUCUAGGUAAGCAAUGUCUACUGCACCACCCUGAUCUAUAAUUUUAGUUACCCAAUCAAAAAAUCAAUAAGAUUAGUUUGGCAUGAUCUCCCUGAAGUAAACCCAUGUUGUCUCUGAUCUUGAAAUCCAUGUGUUUUUAGAUGUUCAACAAUCCUAUCCUUUAACAUGGUUUCCAUCACUUUCCCCACUACUGAAGUAAGGCUUACUGGUCUAUAGUUGCCAGACUCCUCCCUAUUACCUUUCUUGUGAACGGGCACAACAUUCGCUAACUUCCAAUCUUCUGGGACUACUCCUGUUAACAAUGAUUGGUUAAAUAAAUCUGUUAAUGGUUUUGCUAGUACAACACUAAGCACUUUUAAUAGCUUUGGGUGUAUUCCAUCAGGUCCCAUUGACUUAUUUGUCUUUACUUUUGACAGUUGAAAUAGAACCUCUUCCUCUGUAAACUCACAUGUAAUAAAUGACUCAUUUGUAAUUUUUCCUAACUGAGGUCCCUUUCCUUCAUUUUCAUCUGUAAAUACUGAACAAAAAUAUUCAUUGAGGCAGUCAACUAGACCUUUAUCCUCUUCUACAUACCUUCCUUCUUUUGUUUUUAAUCUAACUAAUCCUUGUUUUACUUUUCUUUUCUCAUUUAUGUAUCUAAAAAAAGUUUUGUCCCCCUUUUUUACUGACUGUGCUAUUUUCUCUUCUGUGUGUGAUUUGGAAGCUCUUAUAACUUGCUUAGCCUCUUUCUGCCUAAUCUUAUAGAUCAUUUUGUCUUCCUCACUCUGGGUUUUUUUUAUAAUUACUAAAUGUUAACUUUUUGUUUUUAACUAUUUUGGCCACAUCUGCGGAGUACCACAGUGGUUUCUUGAAUUUUUUGCUUUUACUGACAAGCCUAAUGCAAUUUUCUGUUGCCUUCAGUAGUGCAACUUUUAAAUAAUCCCAUUUCUCUUGGACUCCAUUUAAAUUGCUCCAGGCUAAUAAUGACUCCCCUACACAUAUUCUAAUUUUAGAAAAGUCUGUUUUUCUAAAGUCUAAAACUUUUGUUUUUGUGUGUUGUGACUCAGUCACUGUUCUUAUAUUAAACCACACUGACUGAUGAUAACUUGAUCCUAAACUUUCACCUACAGUAAUAUCUGAUACCAAAUCUCCAUUUGUUAACACUGAAUCUAGUAUGGCCUCUUUACGAGUUGGCUCCUCAACAACUUAUUUUAGAGACAAUCCCAGUAGGGAGUUUAGAAUAUGUGUGCUCCUGGCACAAGCAGCUAUUUUUGUUUUCCAAUUCACAUCAGGAAGAUUAAAGUCACCCAUGAUGAUAACUUCUCCCUUCAUUAUCAUUUUAGCUACUUCCUCAACUAGUAGAUUAUCUAACUCUUCAAUUUGUCCUGGGGGCCUAUAAAUCACACCUACACGAGUUACUGUGUGAUUACCAAAUUCUAACGUAACCCAAACGGACUCUAUGUUCGCCUCACUAACUUUUAUUAGGCUAGAUUUUAUGCUAUCCUUCACAUACAGGGCCACCCCUUCCCCUUUCUUGCCUUCCCUGUCUUUUCUAUAUAAAGAGUAUCCUGGUAUUGCUAUGUCCCAGUCAUUUUUCUCAUUAUACCAUGUCUCAGUAACAGCGACUAAAUCUACACUAUCAGUUGACUAUACUAUUUGUAGAUAAAGAGCAUUACAUUUUUUUAUGAAUAAGCACGUCAUAAUGUAAUAGAAAAAAAUAAUUGUUGACACAUACACACUCAGAUACACACACAGACUGACACACAGAGAUACAUACUGACUCAUACACGUACACACAGGCCCGGACUGGCCAACUGGCAAACCGGGCAAAUGCCCGGUGGGCCGCGAAGGGCGUGGCCCGAGGCCGGCAGGGGAUAUCACAGGAAAGGUUCAUGAAUCCAUGCAUGCCUUCCUGUCUCCCUCUCGUGAGCUCUGAUAUUAUCCAAGCGUUGCCAUGAUACCCGGCGGCAAUACUCGCUAAUACCGUCACUCGCGAGAGGGAGAAGCAUGGUCUGUACCCUGCGGAGGUACAGACCAAAUGACCAGCCGGCUGUACCACCAAGGAUCAUCAUCAGCCUGCUCCCCUGUACCCCGGCAAGGUAAUUAGAGAGAGGGGGAGUGGAUUAUAUAUAUUUUGAUGAUUACAUUGAUUAAGCAGCAAAAACACUGGAAACUUGCUAAUUGAUAAUUCUAUUUAUUGUUGCCUUGUUCUUUGUUUAUCUGAAAACUUAAUUUGGCAAAAUAAAACAUGCAUGCAUUCAUUCAUAACACACACACACACACACACACACACACUUCAGCCAAUUAACACAUUGAGAUAUCCAUCUUCAAAUCUAGAUUACUUUUUAACCUGAGUACCUAUUUUUGAGUGUUUUGCAUUCUACUUGCAUUAAUUGCUCUUACACCCCCUGUUUCAUACCAUCUAUUAACCUACUACACCACCUGCCUUCAUACCAUCUAUUAACCCACUACACCCCCCGGCCAUCAUACCUUCUAUUAACCCACUACACCCCCUGCCAUCAUACCCCCCAAAUAACCCACUACAUACUCUGCCAUCAUACUCCCUAUUAACCCACUACACCCUCGCCAUCAUAAGUCCUAUUAACCCACUACAUCCCCUGCCAUCUUACCCCAUAUUAAUCGACUACACCGCCUGCCAUCCUGCCCCCUAUUGACACACUACACCCCCGGCACUUGCAUACAACACACUCUCUAUACCCCUUAUAUACACCCUCUGCAUUUACACACACACUAGGCACUCUCGAUACCCCUUUAAAUACACACACGACACCCCCUCAUUUACACACAAACACAUUACACACACUCUAUAACCCUUGUACACACCCCAUACACCCUUCACUCACAUAUACACAGUACACAAACUCUAUACCACCUAAACAUACCCUAAACUCUCUGCACUCACACUCUCUAUACCCCCUGUAAACAUACACUACUCACCCACUACACACUCUAUAUCCCUUAUAUACACUACACCCCCAUGCAUUCACACACACACACUCUAUGCACACACUACUCUAUAUUCGCAUACACACAAUUAACACACCACCUUUUUGGCCCCGCCUCUUACAGCUGCUCUGCCAUUAACUGUAGAAAAUAAUCCAGGCACUCCAAUAGAUUCCAAGAUUAAGGCAAUUUAUUUGAACCAAGAACUACAAAGCAAUGUUUCAGCCCUAACAGGGCUUUUUUCAAGAACUACAAAGCAAUGUUUCAGCCCUAACAGGGCUUUUUUCAAGCUUGAAAAAAGCCCUGUUAGGGCUGAAACAUUGCUUUGUAGUUCUUGGUUCAAAUAAAUUGCCUUAAUCUUGGAAUCUAUUGGAGUGCCUGGAUUAUUUUCUACAAUUAUCUACUAUUGGUCCUGACUGGGUACUGGGACUUUCCAUGAAGCACCCUGGAUUCCAUCGUGAGGGGUAGAGUGCGCUUCCAGCUCUGUUUAUAUGCUCUGCCAUUAACUGUCAGGGCUGAAUUUUCGUCCCAAUCCGGCCCUGCAUACACAGAUACACACUGAUUCCUCCUCACAGAUACGUACUGACACUUACACACAUAGAUACAUACAUAUACACAGACACACCCAAAUACACACUAACUCAUACACACAGAGAGACUGACACACAGAUGCACACAUUUAUACACACUGGCACACAUACACACACAUAUAACACAUAUACGUAAAUGACACAUACAGACACACACAGAUAGCACGUACAUAAAUUUUUCACACACAGAUAACAUACACACACACACAAACAUAUACACACAAAGGUCGCAAUUUACAUAUUUUUAGCCACCUCCCUGCUUCCAUACCUUUUAGGUGCAGUGGCAGCCGGCUGGGUCUGAUGGCAGGUUGGUCAGUGCUCUCCCUCCUCUAUGUUGUUGUCCCUUCUCUCUCUUACCUGUGAGACUCGUUGGUUAAUUGGAAGGAAGUGACUUGUACUCCCUUCCUCCCAGCACUGUGGCUUUACUGAGCAGGAGCCUGGUCACACUGUUAAAGGACCUCAGUGCUUGACAGACACCCUGAUCAAAGAUGUCCAUUGGGUCACCCGGGGCAUUUGUACUGUCGCUCCCGGUAGUUACUCUACCGCCACUCACCAUCCUUUCUAUAGCUCCCCUGACCCCUGAUAACAUUUAAUUACCCUGGGACCAGUGCUACUUAGUGUAAUAGAAUCUUCUGUUACCUUGGUACUUGUAGAGGACUGCAGUCAGCCUCCUUCCUAUUGACCAUGGGCUCUGGCCUGGAAUGGGGUUCUAUUUUGGGGAGGCAAAUGUACGGGAAUCCUUCAGACUGCUUUCUUCCCUGGUUUGGAUUUUUUGAGGUUGGGAUAUCUUUGUCUCAAGAGGGGAUUCGUUCAGGCUUUCUAUUGUCCUAUGUUGAUAGAAACUGGACAAUGCAUUGAUUUGUAUAAUUACAAUGUGCAAAUUAGGAAAGUUCCAGCUAUAUAUUUAUGUUUUCACAUAGUUUGGAAAGUUGUAAAUAUGUUAUAUAUUUGAGAAAUGAUUAUGUUGCUUGUUCUUUACCUUGCAUAUGUUUAUAUUUCUAUUGUUGUCACCAAAUGUUUAAUUGUCCCCAAAGACCAGUCCUAGCUUAAAAUUAAAGUAUUGUAUGUUAGUUCAUUUUGGAACUGUGUGUCCUGUGUGGAUUUGUUCAGGGAUCCCAGUAACAGAGUAUUUGGACUUGUUGGCUGGCUGCACAGUCCCUCUAGCCCUUUUUAAAGGCAGGAGCUAUUCACAUUACAGACAUAAUGUGUGAAAACCCAUCUAGGAAAGAAGCUCAAAAGCCAGAGGACACGAUACCUGCCUGGAAGAAGAGAGCUGCAGCCUGGCUGGCUAGAAUAGUUCUAAUGAGAGACCAGUCAAACUUCGACAACAGGGUCUGAAGUACUUCAGAGUCCCCUGUGGAGGGAGGAAGUGAACCUGGUGGAGGAACUCAAUCAGAGUGCGGGAGCUCUGUCAAACUUACAUCCAUUCAGAAGUCUUCAUUCACCUUGCCACCAUCUUGCCAUUUACAAGAUGGCGGUUGCCGUAAUUUAGUUUUUUUGUCCUUCCUAUGUCCUGCAUUUCAAAUCACACGCAUUCACAUGGUAAGGACCUCAAGGGGGGUUUCACAGUACUUGGAUGACUCUGGGGAUCCCACAUCAGUAAACACAGAACUGAUGUGCGAUGCUACAGGAAGUGACGCACACUGCUAGGAGGUGAGUACUAGGUGACCAAUGACAAUGGUGACAAAGGCUGUGGAGCUUUCCCAUUUUUUAUUAUUUUUUCCCCAAAUAUUUUCUUGCUGAGCUUCACUAAGGGAUUUUUCUAUAGCAGAUGUUUUCCAAUUAGAAUAGUUAUUUUGCAUUUCUAAAAAUAUAUAUUUUUCUAUUAUCCCUAAGGCUGACUAGCAAUAAGAUCGGGUUAGAACCCUCUUUAAAGCAAAUCCACUCUUUAUCUAAUGGCUACAGCUGUGCAACAGGCCUAUUUAGCAGCUCAUAGCAUAUCAAUUUGCACUCCUUAAAUGAGACCUGUCAUGCAGCUGGACAAUACAACUUCAGAAGUAUUUAAAUGUGCUGGUUAGCCCAUCUUUGUUACCGCUGCCUGGCUGUAACAAGACAUUUGAAAGAUAAAAAAUCUGUAAUGCCCUCAUAUUUAACCUUUUCUGUCUUCCUUGUUAAGAAAAAGUCAAACAAUUCCUUUCUUUUCAGUUAUUAAUAAUGUUGGUCAAAAGGUUGGGUUGGAAGGGUCAUGACUCCUAGGGCAGCUAAAUUAACCCCUAGUGUAGUCACAUUAAUAACUGAAUCAUUAGCCAAGUGAAGUCUUCGUUUACAGAAAUAGCUACAUCUAUGUUAAAAAUAUCCAGAAUUUGAGUGUAUUUCUCUUAGUUUUGUUUUAAAGAGCCUUACUGUACUCAUUGCAAAGAAUCUGAAUUGUUGGAUAUAUUUGUAUAUAAAUGAGAUGCAAUAUAAAUAAAUCCAGUUUGUCACCUUUGUAAAAUGACCCAUUCACUUUGUAGUCUUUUGUUAUACAUUUUUAAAAUGUAUAUUAUACAUUUGAAAAGAGAUUUAAUAUAUGCUGUGUAUAGUGGAGAGGUUAUCCUUCUAACUUUUGUAUUAAUAAUCCUUUUUUAUGCAAGGUGAUAUUUUGUGAGAAUUUAACAUGCUGUCCAUUUACAGAGUUUGGAGUUGAUAAGUCUCCCAAAUUAUUUUUGAGCACAUAUUCCAUCAUUGCAAUCCCACUUAGUCCAUUUGGAGUAUCACUUUUUUUUUUUUUUUACUUUCUUUUCACUUGCUGGUGACAUUGCUCUGUGCAGUUUCCAUCUUUAGUUGAAACGCUAUCAGAGUUAUUUACUAUAUUGAGUUUUCAAAGUGAAUUUCAAAUUUAAGGUCAAAACAGCUGAAAUAGAAACAUUCUCUAAAUCGGCUAUGCUUUCUGGUUUUAAAUUUGCAAAUGACUCACAAUACAUACAUGCAUACAAAAGAUGGAGCUUCUAAGCAGUAGUUCGACAGAUAUUCUGUAAAAUAAACUUAUACAACAAUAGUGCAAUACAGUAUUGGUAAAAUGAUUAUAUAGUAAAAGACAAGAGUGGUGUCACUCACAAGCCUGGAGUCAUACCCUUAUAUGACUCGGAUUGUAUGCGUCUUUGGACCAUUCCAGGAUGUCCGGAUCCUUCUUCUACAGAGUGUUCGGUGCUUUUUUACCCUUAACUGUUUUUUUGGAUUCCGAGUUCCGUUGAAUGGAACGCAACGUGCGUUCCAGCACAACUAUUCAUGACAUCACUUCCGGGUGUAUUAUCUCUAUGCGAGCCGUGUCUGUGUAUCGGCUCGUUUGGAAAGACAACAAACUUUAUUGAGAUUGGACAGUCCAGUUCUAUGCUUGGAACGCCUUUGCGUUCCAGUUUUGGAAGUCAUUAAUUAAUGUCCUCUCAAAACUGGAACGCCAAGGCGUUCUCUUCAUGAUUUCUACAGCAUCCACCAUCUGAUUACGAGUCCAUCCAUUACAGGACAAAAUGUAUUAAAUACUGGCGAAAAACAUGGGAGGGGAAAGAUUUAUCAAAGUGUUCUGUUUUAUGCAGUAAAGCAAAAAUGUAACAGGGGAGGAGUCACCAAUGGAAUGUGCCUAUUGUUUCUACUUAUUUCCAUGGCUAUUUCUCCACUUUUAGUACUUUAGACCACUUUUAUAAAUCUCCCUCGUAGACUUCUAGUAGUCACUUAAUCCAGCUCUGAAACAAGAUAUAUCUGAAUUUAAUUUGGUCACAUAUCUUUAUCAAUCUUAAUUUUGUAGUGUCUCAUCUUAGCAUAUAUUAGCCAAAGCGAGACUGGAGUUCUGCUCUACAAACACUUUUGUAGUGCAAAUAUUACAUAUUAUAUAUAACCUGUAUUACCUGUAUUACUUCAAUAUUAAUCAUAGUUUCAUUAGCUGUUUUUACUACAGCUGCCUGCUUGACUUGUCUUGGGUCUGUAUCAAUCCAUCUCUUAUGAUUCUGAUAGUUGGCAAGUCCAUUAUCAGCAUUUAACCUUUUACUAUGAAGGAACCACAUUGUUUGAACCUAUGUAUUUCUAUAAUAUUUAUUUAUUUUUUUAUUCCAAAAUAUUUCUACAUCAAAGUAUAUUUCUCCAAGUAGUUUACAGUAGUUUAUGAUAGUUUAAUAGUUUACAUGCCCCUUUAUAUUACUAGUUUUGCACUACCAGUUUCACUUAAAUUGUUUCUUCUUCUAACACUGUGUUACAUAUAAGCCACAUAGAAGUGUCCACCUAAAUAUCUAUUGAACUUCUAGAAAAAAUUGUAUAAUCACAUUUCAUCUAGGUAUAAACUAUUAUUAUAGAAGUAUAGUGGACACAGGGAAAACCAGACAUAAGGGUUGAACCCCAUACGUGUUGACAUCUUCAGGAUGGAGAACCAUUUUAGAUUGAUAACUGUAAUCAGUUAUUUAAAUUGAUAUUAUUAUGUCUAAUUAUUGGUCAUUCCAAAUUCCAACAAGUGCUGCUUUGCUGUACCUCGUAUGUAGGCCUCAAGGCCUCGAUUUGAGCAGUCAGUUGCGGGGACACUCGAGUGAGUGUGUCUCCCGAAUCACCGAAGCCUCCUCUGCAAGAUUAAUGCUAGGCUGUGCUUGUAGAGUCGUUAGGGUCGGGAAUAUCCCCGGGCCCACGGUAGCUUAUGCAGGAGCUCUUAUGGCACACGUCUGCUCCAUUUGGCUGUCAGGCUCCGGCCCCCAACAGAAGACUUUUAGUACCACUCGAGUGGCCAUUAAAGAAGGAGUUCACCUGCUCCGUUAAGACAAUCCUCUUUGGGUUCGUCCCACAUUAAUAAUUCACCUUGCUGCUUUCGACUAAGUGGCAAAAUGUACAGAGGAGACAGAAAGGAGUAUUUUUUAUAAACCCCAACACAUUUAUUAACCCUUAACAUUACACACAUGGGAUGUGGGUCAGCACUGUAUCAUAGCUGUGUAAUGUAGAACCAAAUGCAAGCAUAUAAAAAUUAAGCCCUGUGCUCAUCAGCCUGGACACUUUAAUGGACAUUGGAAUUGUGCUAAAAACAUCCUGUUAUUUAAAUAUGCAUAGGGAUCUGGGAUUUUGAGGUGGUACCUUGUUUUUGGCUUUGUUCUAUUUAUUUUGGCUGAUAAAUACUAUAGCCAAGGGUAGUGGGAGUUUGAGUACAGGGCUUGAUUUUGUAUGAUAAGACUACAAACAUCCUAGCAUUGUAGGCCAGUAAUUAAUAUGAUCCUUUUUUUUCUGAAUUGCAUAGUACUCCAGCUAACAGCUGUACGCAAGGUUAUAUCACAUCACACAAAUCCUAAUGGUGCUGCUAAGCAGCACCAUAAAGGGGUUAAACUGAAUUCUGUGAUGCUUUUUUAGAAUCAAUCUUUGUAUUCUAAUUCUGUCUGUAUGAAGUAUGUUGAAAUUAGAAGUGAAUGUAACAUGUGACAUGCAGAGACAUGGAGAAUUGUCCUUUCAGGUCCAGACAGUUCUUGUAGCCUGAGGCCAGAAGAGUAUAUAAGAAAAUCGGAGAGUGAUAUAUAGCUGUACUAUGCUUUGCCGGCAAGUUCUGGGCUCUAACUUGUUGAAGAAAUCCUUCCUCUUUUUCGUGAAAGCCUCGGGUGUUGCAUUUAGGCAGUUGAACAAAUCUACACACUUAGUGAUAAAUAAAUGACUUCAUAUGAGUUGUACUCGACUGAUGUGAUUGAGGAGGGACUCUGCCAUUCAUAUGCAUUCCUCGUGAUACUGCAAAACUAUAAUCUAACGUUUCACAUCUCAUGUGUCAUAUUACUAUGUUAUUGCAGAAGCUUAUCUGACUUGUUUUGAACAACUAAUCUCAAUUAAUGUGCUCGCUUAAAGUAUCUCUUACAAUGUUUUGCAAAUGUGAUGUUUUGAACUGUAUGAUCCAUUCCUGGUAAGCCAUAUGGAAGUACCCAGCUAUACGUCUGUUGGACAGGUGGCCAGAAAUUACAUGAUGACAUUUUUCUAAAAGGAACAUUUUUAGUGUACUGUUCAGUACUGUUUAGUGUACUGGAACAUUUUUAGUUCACUGUUCACAAAACAAAACAGAAAUAUGUCAUAUGGUGGAGUAGGGUAGGAUGUAUUGUGUAAUAGAGCUACUGUGCUUACCCAAGGACUUAGCAAAGGUUAAACGAUGUGCACCAUUGUAGCAGUAUAGAGCAGGAAUGUAUUUUUGCAUAUAUAUUGCUUUUUUUUUACAAUUAGUUUUUUACAAAUACUGCUACCUCAAAGCUGAUAAGACAGAACUCCAGCCAAUCAGCAGCCCUGGUCUCAAGGUCAGUCUGUCUGUGUUUGUUUGCAGGUAGGAAGUAAUACUUUUUUUUAAUGUGUGAGACAAUAGAUCACAUGUAGCAUUAUAUAGCAUGACAUAGUUAAAAGAGAAAAGACAAAAGGGAAUUGGGGGCACACCCGAUACAUGCAUCUUACGGGAAUGGUUCUGCUGUAGUGACCAAAGAUAAAAGAACAGCACACACACAUAAAAAUCAAUUUCUAAAUUCUAUGAGGAUACUUAAAAUCGCCUAUAUCAGCAAAUGAAUAUGGGGAUUCAGUUCCACCAUAUGGCCAUAUGGUGUUGAGCCCACCACUACUUCAUAGUACCCCAAUAUCGGUGGGUCCUACACUAAUCCAACGUGGGAGUCAAAUCAAAUAGUGCUAAUGCUAAAUAAGGUGAAGUGUAAAUUAAAUAAUAAUAAGGGCAUUGUGAAAAUAUAUAUAUAUAUAUAAUGCAAAAUUAAUGUGUUAAAUGCAAUUAAAAAAAAUGCAGUGUCAAAACUAAACUAUAACUUUAAAUGUGAUAUAUAUGCAUAGAUCCAUAUCUAAUGUUUCAAUAAAUAUAUAAAUCACGAAUGACACAACAGGGAGAGCAGUUAGCCAUAAGAGCAGCAGACGGAGUAUCAAAAAUAUCUUUAUAAGAGAAACAAAAAGACAAGCAAAACAAUACUGCUAUUUGUGUAUCUAUUACUGUUUUUUUUAUUUCUUUAUUUAAAAGAAGCAGACGUAGAAAUACAGUGUACAAAUUAGACAGAAUAUGCAUUAGUCUAAGAAAAAAAAAUAGAAGAAGGAAAAGGAGAGGAAGGAGGUGAGGAAAGAGGAGGGUACCGCCUGUGCAAUUUACACAGAGUUAGUUACUGCUAUUUUAAAAAAUGUUGAAGGUAAAUUCUUUCCAGGGAUCUACUAUUACUAUCUAUUACUUUUUUUGGUGCAUAGGAUGAUUAAUCACCUUUGGUUCAGAAUUUUCACCUGUGAAGUUCAAGGUCAUGUAAACAUGUCAGCGAUGUUUAAGAAAAUGGUACUAAUGUGUUUUAUUAGGUACUGGGGAUGUAUUGGUGCUUGAACAUAUAGAAAUGACCAUGGAUACCCAUGAUGAGGCUUAAUGACUAAACAAGCACCUAUAUCAUUGUAAUCUGGUGAAAGAAUAACUAUAGCAGACUAGCAGAUAAAAAACGUUACAUUAUUUAAUGGAUAUGCAAGCAGAUAUUAUGUGUGUGCCUAUCUUAUCAGUUUAUCUCUACAGGAAGCACAGUAAAAUAUAUAUAUCAUUUUAAAAAGGAAUCAUAAGCGCAUUUUGGUUCUCAUUCUAUAUAAAUCAUAUAAAAAUCAUACGCCUGUGUGAUGAACACUUAUGUAAAACUUUUAGACAAGUCAACAAGUCAACAGUAGGUAUUAAUGUUUCCUGAUUUAAAUAACAGGCUACAAACAGUCUUAUUAAAAAUUGAUUCACCAUAACACUUUUUUUUACAUUAUAGAAUUAUUUUCCUAAUUAUACAUGUAUAUCAGACUUUUGCCUUCCACUGUCCCAUAUUAAAAUUUAUGUUGUGUAAAAUGCAAGAACAUGCUGAGAUCAGUCAUUUACUUGUGGUAUGAUGUGAGAAACAAAGCUUACACAUUAAAUACAAAUAACAUGUUAACUGAACUUUACUGAAACUUCAAAAAGAUGGGCCAUAUGUUUAUAGCUAAAAAAUAUUGGGGAUGGAAAAUGUUUUUAAUUGGCUAUUUUGGCCUACAAUGUACACAUUUUGACUAUUUUAAAGUUUAGUAAAUACACAUUUUAUGUGUAUUUGUAUGUGUGCAUUUAGUGUAAAGGGAAUGUGUAUGAAAGUAUGUUUGGCUGUGUGUAUUGUGAGUGUAAGUACUUGUUUAUGUUUCUAGUACAACUGCAGAUGUAUUUAUGUAUAUGCAUACAGUGUUACUGUAAAUAUAUGUGUGCAUUUGUCUGUAAUAUCUGCAUGCAUGAAUUCAAUAACACAUUUAAAUGGUUGAAUGUAAGAAUGCCUUUGUGUGUUGUGCAAAAUCUAUUCGUAUAUGAUGUGUGGAAAUGCAGUGUGUUAAUAUAUAUUGUUGUUGUAUGGGUGUUAUUUGUGUGGGAAGUAUCUGUGAAGUAAGUGUGAGUAAUAUUCGGGUGUUUGUGCAAACAAAGAGCAAGAGUUGUGUGAUGCAAUUUCUGGUUUCCCCAUUUUCCCCACGGCAUUAUCUAUCUGGCAACGUCUAACUCCCCCCUCACUGCACCCCACAAUUUUUUCUUUCACUAUAUAACAGUAAUAGUUUGAUUUGUAAAUACCAAAUGUAUAAAUGUAUGUGUUGCCCAUUAAUAUGGAUGUGUGUUCAGAAAACACAGAUUUUGUUUUCCUCCCCUUUCCUUCUGCAUUUCUCUUUCUUGUGUCUAUACCUAUCCCUCCUUUACUAUAUCCCUUUUUGUGUCUAUCCCUAUUCAUCCUUUACUCCCUAUACCAUUAUAUUUAAUUCCUCUCCAUUCCUUGUGUAGUGUGGCCGAGCUGGAACUGUACAUCUAUCCUGCUUUUAUCUGUUGGACUCUCCCCUCUGCCCAGCCCAAACACUCUGUCUCCAGUAAAUGGCUGAAUUGUGUGUGAAACAGGAGACAUUCAAGUGUCAUGUCCCCACCCUAUCCACACCAUAGCUGUAGGCUGCCUUAAUACAUUGGCUGUGCUACACAACCUGGGUAAGAACAGAGUGCAUUUUAUUGAACAGGGCACUGCCAUCAGAUGGACCCACUAAUUACAGCAGAACAGUUUUCUGAAUGGGAAUUCUUUUCCGAUUUAAAAAAUGAAAUUAGGAGAAAGCCCGGUCAAUGACCGAUAUGCCAGAGUGCUUAGUCCACCCCUAUUGGUGUGUCCAGGUGUAUAACGGGGCUCCACAGCAAUGAUUUACAGUAAUGUUAACCUCUUAAGGACACAUGAUGGAAAUAUUCUGUCAUGAUUCCCUUUUAUUCUAGAAGUUGUGUCCUUAGGGGGCUAAGCUGCAAAACGUGCUUAGAAGUGAGUCUGUGUAAAUAAGAUGCAUUAUUAUUGCUCUAAAUUAUAUUUUAGGUGCAAAAAUUGUUAUUAGUAAGUCACCUAAAAUUUCUCAGAACAGCUCCGCCCAUGGUCCACACCCCUAAAACUCGAGUGUCCCUCUUUGUCCAUUUAAAAUGCUGGGAAGUCUGCAAUGUACUGAAGGAUGCUUAGAAAUAAACCAAACUUGGUUAAUUAAUGCCCGUGAGUGUGUAUUUUAUGUUUUUUUACACCAUGGACAAUAUUAAAAAGAUGUGCAAAACCUAUCACCACAUCAGGUGUUCUUGACAUGAGACAUACAGGAAAGAGAGAAUGGUGGAAAUGCAGACAAAAACAGGGGGUUCACAUCAUGAAAGUGACAGGAGGAAGAGUCCGUUCAUAUUGUAAAUGAAAAGGAGCAAAAAGUGAGGAGACAUUUUGAUUUUGGAAACAGUUUGAUGAGUUCCCAUUCCCAUACUAAAUUGUUAAGAUUUUACUGCUUAAUAGGUCCAGCUUUGCAUUGUGCCAGGAAUGCACACAGUAACUCUCUUUUAACUCCUUAAGGACACAUGACGGAAAUAUUCCGUCAUGAUUCCCUUUUAUUCCAGAAGUUGUGUCCAUAAGGGGUUAAUACAAUUAACAUGCUUAUAGGACAGGGAAGUGAAUUGUAAAUUGAAAAUGACAAAUGAAAAGGGUACCUAUUAACUGUAGCGUCAUGAAUCAUUCUCUGACACAGCUGUAAUUCAUUGUUGUAAAUAAACUAUUUGUGGUUUCAUUGCAGGUAGUGGAGGCUGCGGCUUGGCUGUUGUCGCACCCUCCAAGUGAAACAUCAAGGGAUAACUUGUGAUGAUGUAUCUCCGGCUGCACGACAGAAACGUGAAGGGGAGUUACCGUAAUAAUGGGCACAACAAUCUGAAAAACCUUUUCUUCAUUAUUAUCACCAUAGUUGUAAUUAUUACCUAUUCAGGCUCUCAUAUGUGAAUUAGUAACAUGGCCUGCAAGAAGUCUCAAUAUAAUGCCUAGCACAGCAGAAUUCUCACUUGGUUUACAAAAGUAAGGGAUUACAUUUGCCUACAAUGGUCUUUUACCAUGUGAAAAAAUAAAAUGGUAACAAAUUGGUCAGUUUAGGACAUAAAAUCGACAGAAUUUGGGCAACAGGAAAAAAGGGCAACAUUAAGAUAAGGGUGAUACCAGACUCCCUUACAGCAGAUGAAUUACCCCACUACACUUUUGUCCUUGCUCUCGUUUCAUAUGCUGGUACUAAGAAAAGCUACUCAGAAAGUUCCAAACUAGAAUUAGAAGAUCUACUACUACUGCUUUGGACUCUUUCUUUCUUUCUUAUGAUAUAU